Pelobates cultripes (western spadefoot toad) is the source of this 46576-nucleotide messenger RNA. The record is from the annotation of a GenBank genome assembly. NCBI's taxonomy places the organism in Eukaryota, Metazoa, Chordata, Amphibia, Anura, Pelobatidae.
GAGAAGUUCACAUCAAGAGCUGUUAAGAAACAUGACGCAUCGCCGUAGGAAGACAAAGAUAUUUUUUUUGCACAUUAAACGUAAGUGAGAUUCACUCUGGUGCUAGACUGUGAAUAAUUGUAGUUAGGGCCAAUGAUCACCCAACUGCGCACACAUUUAAAAAAAUUAAACUUAUACACACAACAGUUAGGUAGUUCAAAUAAAUAUCACAGUGAAUCAAACUGUAAUACUUAUAUAAAACCAAAAUCUUCUUUGAACGCUGGUUGUGCAUAAUAACAACAGUUUAAAUGUAUAUGGGAAGGACUCCCAUCCCAUGUAGACAUUUGGAAAAUGCUAAUUCUAUUGACAUGAAGAAUAGUCUGAUAAAGGUUUAUGGAAAGGAUAAAAUUUACAGGUGGCAAUAAGCAUCUUCAGAUCGAUAAACCUGAUGGAACCAGCACAGGAACAUCAGUGUAGGUCUGUAUCCUCUCUGCAACCAGCAAAGAUAUUUAGAAAAUAAAUUUGCUACGAGAAGUUUGGCAAAAGAAUAGUAUUAAUCAAAGUUCUCACGUGUUGUUGUUGAUAAACUUGACUUAACUUUCGAGUGCACUCUGACCAACUUUACCGUUGUUAAUAUUGAUGAGUACAAUUUCAAAGGCCUUGAGAACUAGUUGCAUUAGCAAUUUUGUUUACAAAAAAAAUAAAAAAUCACAUUCAUACACACAUACAUACCUAACAAUACAUUUAAAUGAAAGGCCCUAUAGGGGUUAGGAUUGCUCUUUGCCCCCAGAACAGCUUAAAUCCCUCUUGGAAUUAUUUCUCUUAAAUUCCAAAAUGUUUCAAGUGAGAUAAUGUACCAUUCAUCCAUUAGGUGGGAAUCUUCCUCAUCCUUUGUGAUUCAAAACGUCCCCCGGUGAUUGGGGAGACCACUAAUUGUGGUUGACUUCAUCCUGGUGUUUGUAAAACCAAAAUGGAACUUGUUUAAAAGUAAGUCGAGGGAAUGUCAUCCCAAAAUAGAAGCAUUAUGAAGGAACACUGUUGUUCGUAUAGGAUGCACCUAGUCUUGUAAAAUUACCUUUUAUUCCUUGGUUGGUAUUCUACUAUAUGGAAUAAUCAUGGUAUUUAAAGUUCUCCUAAAUGAUGGCUAAACAUGCUAUUAAGGAUUUCCUGUAAAGGUUACCAGUUGGUAACAAAGAUUGUAAGUUAAAAGUUUUGACUUUUGCCAAACGUAAAACAGGCUGGAUUUAUAAAACAAAGGGAGUCAUCAGAAAAUAUCACCUUUUUCCAUUUCACUGGAGUUCUGGUUGUAUCCUCCUUGAAUCAUGUUAGGAAUCUUUGUGUUGACCUUUUUCAUUUGAUUACUGUUACUUUCUUUGCACCUUGUAAAUCCACACAUAUGCUCUACCUUAAAGUGCCUCUAUCACCACAAACGUACCUUUCUCCUAUGGUUUCCUCUUCUCUUGCACUCUCAGAAUCUUUACUUCUAUUCAUCGUUUCUGAUCUAGAUCUCUUUAAAUACAUAUACACUCCCAACAACACAUGUGUCAUAAUUACCCAAACUCACCUACAUGUUAAUAGGACACUACAGUCCCCAAAUCAACUAUAGCUUAAUAAAGCAAUUUUGGUGUAUAGGUCCUGCAGUCUCACUGUUCAGUUCUCUGCCAUUUAGGAGUUAAAGCACUUUGUUUAUACAGCCCUAGUCACACCUCCCUGCAUGUGACUUGCGCAGCCUUCAUAAACACUUCCUGUAAAGUAAGAUCUAAUGUUAACACUUCCUUUAUUUCACAGUAUGUUUUAUAAAGACUUUCUUAUCUCCUGCUCUGUUAAUAGCUUGAUAUAUCCUACAGGAGCCUCCUUUGUGUGAUUAAAGUUCAAUUUACAGACCAGGGAAUAAAAACAUCUAAAGUAAAUUAACAACUAGUUGAAAAUUAAACUUUUUUUUCCCAUGUAGGCUGUGUCAGUCACAGACAUGAAGAUCUGGUUAGGGAUGCAUAAACAAAAAUAUGCAUUCCUUUAAAAAAGGGAUUUCACUCCUAAAUUGUAGAGUGAAAUUUUAAAAAGCUAUGUUUUAUAGAGUGCUAAGUCUUUUCUUAAAAUGUCUCUCUAGAAAAUUAACUCCAAACAUCAUGAUUUAUUUUGUGAUUUGAAUCCAACAUAAACAUUUGAAAUGUUACAAUCAAAUGUCAAGUUGAAAUAAUGAUGCGAUGCCUUCAUAACAGACCACUCACACUACUUCAUCAUUAAGAAAGUUGUCCUUUAAAAUGCUCUUAGGAGAAAGUAAGGGUUAGCUUAAAGGGAAACUAUGGCUCACUAGAUGGUUCAGAAGGGGUUAAAAAAAUGUUUUGUCACUUACCUGAAUCCAGAGCCAAUAUCCCUCAGCACUGGCUCGGGGUUAAAGGUGGAGUUAACCCUCAAAGGUAAUUGUUGCAGUUUAUUAAUACCUGCAAUAGCUACCUUUGCAGGGUUAAGGAACCUGGGAAUAUGCACCCACGUCAAUGAGCUGAAGUGGUCUGGGUACCUAUAGUGUCCCUUUAAGGUUAGAAAUUGACGCAUGGCUAGGGUUUUUUACCAUUAGGGUUAGUUAUAGUUAGGAGGUGUUUUGGUUUCUUUUUUUUUUUAAUUCUUUAUUUUAUUUGACAAAGUAUUAUAGAACAAGGCAAGAUGUUCCGGUUUAAGCAUAAACCGUGGUCAAGUAUAACAUAACAUAUUACAGCAUAGGCAUACAGUUGAUAAGCGUGGUAGACAUCUUAUGUUACAAUAAGUGCCUGUAGCACAGGACUCUUUAUUAGGGGGCUUGGACAUCACUUUUGUGCUGUCAAUUUUUUAUUGUAUAUUGAGUCAAUUACAGGUGGCCAGAGCGUGAAGGUGGGUUUCUGUAGGCAUUCGGUGGUGCCUAUCCUAGCGCUAUUGGAGGGUUUCGGGGUACCGUUGGGCGAUGAGAUAUCUCUUAAUGAUGCUGUGGAGUCUCCAACUAUGUUAAAUACAGGUGACGGCCCUUCUGACUUGUUCCAGCUGCAAAUUGUCCCCUGUAUUGUGGAGCCCGCGUUCAACUCCUGCUUUGUACUAGAUAGAACUGAAAUACAUUUUGGCCUGACUGGGCCCCCCUCCACUCCCUGGCGCCUACCUGCCUGGCGUGUGAAUUCGUGCGUGUUUGCGCUGAUAGUUCGCUUCAGUGUGCUAUCAUUGCCUGCGUGUGCUUAAUGUGUAUAUUGUAUCAAGCGGGCCCUCGUCUAAGGCGAGGACCCGGGUAAGAAGAUAAGAGAAAGGUAGAGUGAAGAUAGAAAGGAGGGUGGGGGGGUGGGUGGACCAGGCGCCCGGGCAGGCGGGGGGAGCCCAAGGGGACGGGGGGGGGGGAAGAAGGAGGCGGGGAGAGGGCGGCGGGAAGGGGGGAGGGCACCAAGCAGACUAGCAUCUUCCACCUCUCGGACCCCCCGGGCCGCGGCCCCGCCAAGCGCAAGGACGGUUACUCCGCCAGGGGGCAGUCCUUCCAGCGUCCCCACGUCCUUUCGAAAGCCUUUUGGGUACUGCGCACCCUUGCUGUGAGGUCGUCCAUUAGGCAACUAUCUUUUAUUCUCCCCAGGAUCGCUGCCCUGGUGGGGGGCUGCAUUUUUAACCAGCGUUGUGCGAGGGCUCGUCUGGCCGCCAAUGUGAUUUUGUUGAAUAGUUUUAGGUCAUAUUUGGGCCAUUCGUCAAUAGGUCUGCCCAGGAGGUAUGUCCACGGGUCAAGGGCGGGUGCCCUCUGGAAUACCUGUCCCAGUAUGUCUCUAACGUCCUCCCAGUACCUGCGGACGACGGGGCACCCCCACCACAUGUGGAUGUAUGUGCCCCGCAGACCACAGUUCCUCCAGCAAAGAUCAGUGGGUGUCUUUCGCAUGCGAUGGAGUUGUACUGGGGUGGUGUACCAUCUAAAGAGGGUCUUGAAAGAUUGUUCCUGGAAGGAAACACAGAUGGAGGAGGCGGCCGCCGUCUCCCAGAUAUCCUGCCAAUCCACUCCCUCUAAUACCUCACCCAGGUCCCUCUCCCAUUGAUCAGUAUAUGUGAGGUUGCCCCAUUCUUUGGUUUCUGAGCAUAUGUGCGCGUAUAACAGCGUGAUUAGGCUUCUGGGAGAUUGCUCUCUAAGGCAUAUGUUUUCAAAGAAGGUGGGGGAUGUGAGUGCGGCCUUUUUUGUGUGCGGUUGCCUGGCGUAGUCUGCGAUCUGGAGGUAUCGGAAAAAAUCGGCCGGGGUUAAGUGGUGUCCCUGCUUUAUGGUGUCAAAUGGGAUGAUGGAACCCUCCACAUAUAGUUGGCAAGCUCUCUGCAGGCCCGUAUGUUCAAUGUUUCUGAAAGCUUGUGGCACUAAUCCAGGUGGGAAGGCCCUGUUUCUGAGAUAGGGCAUGAGGGGGGAGGGGGAGGAUGACAGCCGGUAUUUCUGAGAUGUUUGAUCCCAAAUGUGAAUGGAGUUGGUGAUGGCCGGGCAGGCUGUCCGCAGUAUGGGUCUGGAAUCCUUUGGUACCCAGAUAAAGUAUUGUGGGAGGUCGGAGCCCAUGAGGAGAGAUUCCAGUUCUACCCAUUUCCUCGUGUCUAUAGGGGAGUGCCACAUUGCAAUCUGGGCAAGCUGGGCUGCUAAGUAGUAGUUAUGUAAGUUGGGAAGGCCUAGACCUCCCGUUCGUUUUGGGCGGUAUAGCGUGUGCCUCGACACCCGAUGUCUUUUAUUUUGCCAUAUAAAAUUGCCGAUGGCUCUUUGGAGGUGGGCCAGGUCCGUUUUUGCGAGCGGGAGGGGAAGGGCUUGAAAUAGGAAGAGGAUUCUAGGGAGGAGAUUCAUCUUAAUGGAGUGAAUCCGGCCCAUCCAUGAGAUGGGCUUGUCGACCCAAUUCUCCAUGUCUCUGAUAAGAGUAGUUAUCAUGGGGGGGUAGUUGUAUUUGUGCAUUUUGGAUGGGUCUGAAGUCAAUUGUACUCCCAAAUAGGUGAUUGAGUGGGUUGCUAUGUGGAUGCCAUGAGCUCUAUGUAUGUGAGUUAUCACGUCUGGCGUUAACUCUAUUGGUAAGGCACUGGACUUGGCCAUGUUGGGUUUGUACCCUGAGAGUGGGCUAAAUAUUGCUAGGGUCUCCUGAACAGCCCUCAUGGAGGUGAUCGGAGACGUGAGGGAGAGGAGGACAUCAUCGGCAUACGCCGAGACCAGGAACUUCCGUCCCUGAACCGUUAUUCCCUGGAUAUCAGGAUGAAUGCGUAGCGCCUGAAGGAGUGGUUCCAGUACCAGAGCGAAUAGGAGUGGGGGUGUUUUGGUUUCUUAGUGUUUGGAAGUAUAGGAUUAAAUGGUUACUGCCUUCAAAAUGUUGACUGUAACUCCCAUGAUUCUAAAGCAAGUGAUGGAAAACAAAAUGGCAAAAUAUUCUUAUUAACAUUAGGGGAGCUAAGAGUUUAGAGUAACUUAGGGUUAAGGGUAUCUGCAUUCAAAGAUCUAUAGAGUGUAACUCCUAUUAUUGUCAUCCGGACCAAGCAAGUAAUAGCAAGCAAAAUGAAAAGUCUGCUUAUUGAAAGCUAAACACUUAGUUCAUUAUCUGUGAUUCAGAUCUCAGUAAAUGUGUCACACUGCCUCUCACUCACGUACGUCACACUACUGGUUGUCAAAACACUGUCACAAGGAUUGUCACAAACUUCCACAUGCAGUCACAUACAGUGGCAAGAACAGCAACCAUCUCCACUUCAUUCGCAAGCUAAAGAGGCACAGAUUGGGUGUGAGUUUGCAGAGCUAUCCACUACAUAACUACAAUACCUAUCCCCUCUCACUCCCUGCCUUCCCUCUCCCAACCAUCCACUGCCUCUCUCAGCCUAACUUAUCUUCUAAUCUUCUUUACCUUCCUAUGUUAAGAGUCAGGGUCUCUUCAGCCCUGCUUAGUACAAGGCAAAGAGAUAGACAAAGAUCAGACAGAAAUAAAAAAAAGCGAGACAGAGAGGAUCAGACUGAAAAAGAGGAAAGUGAGGCAUAGACAAAAACGAGAUAAUGUGAGAGUCAGAACAGAAGUCCAGCUUUAACACAAUGGAAUGCUGGUAAAUGUAGAUUUUGUUAUUUAUUUUCUUUGGGGCUGAACUCUGUGUUUGCUUUGUGAACAGUUUAUUUAGUUAGAGGGUGGCUGGCGAACGGUGUCUCUACAAGUAAAUAAUUCUUUACCAUUCUCUACUCUCAGCUUUUCUCUCACACCUUCUCUCUAAAUUGAACUGACUGUGCAUAUGAAUGAAUCUGCUUAUAAAGGCAUCUGUCAGACUUGACGUAUUCCUUGUAAGAUUUAGGACCGGCGUCAGAGGACCGCUGUUAUGACCCGUACAUCCUUGCAAAUGGGCAAGAUGGAAUUUGCACAAGCCACCUCGUCAAUCUGGCUAGCCCUCCUGCUAACCUACACCUUCACACAGGUAAGCCGCAUACCUGUUUUGCAAUACAGACAGUUAUACAGAGUUUUAGGAAGCCUCAGUGAAGAACGUAAUAUAGGCUAUCAUAGGUGAUUAAAUGGACCAGUUAUACCAGGCAUUAGGGUUUUUGAAAAUUUUGUACGGCACUAUUAAAAUGUUAUAUAGAGCAAUAGACGCAGUUAUAGGAAAAUGACACAGGGAGCUGCAGAAAAACUGAUUGCCAAUAUACUUUAUAUAACCAUGUGAUAUUUACUGGGAGUAGCCAUGCGGAGUAAAAAGGAGCUCUAUAAUAAUUCUAGCAUACCAAGGGUUAAAUAUUAGAUGAACGUGCACGAAAUGUAUUGUGAAGUCUCAACUGGUAAGAUGCCAGAGGAUAAAAUUAAGCAUGUUGUUAUUGCAGUAUUUGGAAUACAAAGUAAUUGUCUUGUCUAUUACCAAUUUAAAUGAAAACAUGUUUUAUUUUGUGUGCGUGAAAAUGUAUAUAAAUGCAAGUCAGUGAUGUCAUCACGCAGAUUAACAUAAUUCUAAUCUGGGUUUAUUGCACUUUCAGUAAGAGAUCAUCAUGUAUUGUUCCAUCGGAGAGUAUGUGCUAGGGAUUUAGAUAGUGUCAUUGGAGAAUUCUGACAUUUUGUUUGUUUUUGUGGGUUUUUGAUUGAAUCAUAAUCAGAUAAGAAGCUAUGGGUUAAUCUGAUGCAUUGAAUUCUGGGACAAGUUUGUAGAAGAAGUUGGUAAGAAAAAUUCAUCAAGAGUAAUUUUUUUUUUAAAUGCAGACAGAGGAAAAAAAACACUUUUUUAAUGAAAUAUUUUUAUUUUUUAGGUUUAAUAUUUUAUAAAGAUAGGAGAUGUUCUUUAACUAACAUACAAGGCUGGAUGCAUGAUUUUAUUAUGAUACCUAUUGUUCCAGGUGCCAUUUUAUGGCUUUUAACACUUUUACCUCCAUAUGAUACAGUCUGUUGUCAUAACAUUCUGGUCCCUAAUCACGUCAUUUUGUUCAGAAAUAUGAAUUGUAAAGAACAAAUAGUUAUGACACUAUACACCUACACUGGUCCUUAAGGGGUUAAAGCAAUAUGCUGAGGUUUUACUUUCCCCUUAAGCCUCUGACACAUGCAUUAUUAGGCAAAUAGUAUCCAGUAUCGACAUCUCCCAUAACGCUCUUACAUCCAGAAUGCUGGCAAAGCAUCAGGGGAGAUGUAGUCCAGAAUAUCUGGAGUGCCGAAGGAUGCCUACCCCUGUGAGAAGCUAUAAAGGAAUAAGAUAAGUUCUACAGAGCAGUUAUACAUUAAUAAGAUAUUCUAUGGGGCGGUCGUGGAGUAGUUACAUAAGUUCUAGGAAGCAGUUAUACAGUUAUAACAGUUUAAUAGAGUAACUACAGAGUAAUAAGACAAGUUCUAAAAUGCAGUUAUAUAGUAACAGGAUAAGUUAGAUGGACAGUUAUAUAAUAAUAUGAUAUAUUCUAUGGGGCAGUGAUAAAGAAGACAUGUUUUAAGGGGUAUAAAGAGAGCAAUGUGAUGCAUUCUAGAGAGCAGGGGUAAUAGGGUAAGUUCUGCAGAACAGUUUUUUAUUAUAAUUUCUAUAGCACCAACAUAUUCCGCAAUACUUUACAAUUAAAGAAGGGGGGAGAGGAGAAGGUGGUCCUGCUCAAACGGCUCACAAUCUGUACAGUAAUAAGUUCUAUAAGGCAGUUCCACUCUAAUAACAUCAUUUACAGGCAGCAGUUAUACAGUGAUAAAGUAAGUUCUAUGUAGCAGUUAUAGAAAUCAAAUAACUAAUACGGAAUAGUUAUACAAUAAUAAAAUACAUAAAACAGAGUAGUUAUACUGUAAUAAAUUCUGUGGAGCAGUUAUAAAGGAAUGCGUCACAACUCUAGAGGGGCGUUAUGCAGUUAUAAGUGAAGUUCUCUGAAAUAGCUACAGACUAAUAACAUAAAUUAUAUGGAGUGGUUAUAGAGUAAUAAGAUAAAUGCUUUAGGACAGUUUUACAGUAAUAAGAUAAGAUCAGGAGGACAGUUUUACAGUAAUAAGAUAAGAUUAGGAGGACAGUUAUAUAGUAAUAAGAUAAGAUCAGGAGGACAGUUAUAUAGUGAUAAGAGUAAUAAGAUCAGGAGGACAGUUAUAUAGUAAGAUAAGAUCGGGAGAACAGUUAUAUCAUAAUAAGACUCUUAUUACGAUAUAAUUGUUCUCCCGAUCUUAUUAUAAGAGUAAUAAGAUCAGGAUUACAGUUAUAUAGUAAUAAAUAAGAUCAGGAGGCCAGCUAUAUAGUAAUAAAUAAGAUCGGGAUGUUUUUGGAGCAAGUUAAGGCUCUUUAUAUAAAUUUAACCGUGAAAGUCAGAGGUCCUUACUUUGACUGUAGCGCAUUCAAAAUCCAAAAAGGGCACACGACAACACAUCAGGGAUGCCCUUUGGCACCUCUGCUCUAUGCCUUAUCAAUCGAACCAUUAGCUUUUUUUAUUAGAAAAAACAUUGAAAUUAGAGGCAUAAAGAUUGGCCAUCAAGAACAUACUAUUACAUUAUACGCGGAGAAUGUUCUCACCUCGCUCUCUUCUCCAGGAUUCUCUAUAUCAUCCCUUUUAGAUGCAAUAGAUCUAUUCUCCUCGUUGUUGAUAAACAGAGGAAGGAUAUGGGCGAUAUUGGCCAAUUUUAUAUAUAUCAAAAAUGUAUAGGUUACUUAGGAAUUAAGAUCAGACCUAAAAUACUGGUAACUAUCACAAUUAAUUAUAAAACCUUGUGGGGGGAACUUAAUAUAUUAUUGAAUCAAUGAAAGAGACUAGAAAUUUCAUUGAUGGGAAGGUUCGGGGUAUUGAAAUCAUAUCAUACUCCCAAAACUUCUAUACCUGUUUAGAGCUAUACCACAUCAAGACUCAAAUUCAAUUCUGAAAAAAUUCGAUCUGGCAUUUUCUAGCCUUUUCUGGGCAUUCAAAAAAAAACUCUUAAGUACAAACCUUAAGAGAAGUACGUUACAGUAUGGUUUGGGAUAUCAAGAUAUAUAGCAUUAUUAUGACUCAUUCCAACUAUUCCAUAUGCUAGCUUGGAGGAGAAGGAAGGAGACUAAUCUUGGAUUGGUAUAAUAUUGAAAAAUAUAGAAUAGGAAUCUGUGAGCCAUACUUAUUACGUUGGUCCUCUCUCAAUCUGUUAAAAAAAAUUGCAGAUUGAGAACCAUUUAAUAAAGAGUAUUGUGUAAUCAGCACAAAAAAAUUAGGAAGGGAUAUAAUUGUAAUAACAUCUUUACUAAACACACUCCUAUAGAACUCUUAUCUCUAUAUAUCACAGAUUUAAAUUUAAUACCAUGAAAAGCAGUAGGUAUUAAUAGGUUGGGAGAUAUAUUUAACCUAGACCAAAAUAUGCUAUUUCCUGAUGUCGUAAGAAUAUUUAAAUUACCUGUAAAAUAAAGAUUUAAUUAUAUUAUAAUCAAGCAUUUUUUUCUUAGUAAACUCUAUAGCUGACUCAAAUACAUGGGAUGAUAUUUUUGAUAUAUCAUCGCAAACAAAUUUGGUUUAAAAAAUGUCGAAUAUUCUGGCUAAUUCAAAAAUAAUCGAUAAACCUAAAGCUUUUCAAAAAAAGGGAAAUCGAUUUAAGUUUGCCAUUUUCAACUCAGACUUGGCAGCAAGCCUGGAAUAGGACUAGAAAAGCAGUUAAUUGUAUUCAUCUCCACAAACAGUUUUAUACGUUGGCUCACAGAUGGUAUUCGGUUCCCACUCGUAUAGCUAAAUUCCAAAUAAACUCUAGUGAUUUAUGCUGGAGAUGUCAACAAAAGAUGGGAACACAAUUCCAUAUUUGGUGGGAGUGUUCAUACCUGGAUAGGUUCAAAAGUAAAAUAUCAGAAAUUAUUACAGAUAUAUUGUAUUUUCCCUAUAUAAUAACUCCUCAGACUUUUCUCUUGCAUUUAUACUUCCCAGUUACAGAUAAAUAUACCAUAUUUCUCAUAAUAAAUAUACUACUGGCCUUUAAGAUAUGUUUAGCAAGAUAUUGGAGAACACAAAUUGUUCCAUCAUGGCCUGAGACUGAAACUCAAAUUAAGUUCCAGGCAUCCUCACAGAAAUACUUUUAUAAUAGAGAUGUUUCGACAAAAGCAUUAUACGACAAGAUUUGGUCAAACUGGUCUGCUAUAUAAAUUACAUUUUAAACUUUAUUCCCUGCAAGAACUAUACUUAGUAAAACUUUUAAUACUCCAGAAACCUCCAAAAAUAUUUUAGUUGGAGCACACCAUGUUCCAAAAUACUAGAGACAAUAAAAUGAAAUAACUCGACUGAUAGGAUUUAUGUUAUUGAAUGAAUGUAUAUUUUUCUUUUUUUUUCUUCUUCCCCCUACCUCUUCUCUGAUACAGAAUGAAAAAUGUUAUGAUAUACACAUUGUGUCGUAAUAUGUAUCUGAGUAGAAAGACGAUAUUAAGAGAAUGGAGAAAAGGGAGGGUGUAAUUUAGUUUUAUAUAAUUAUUCACUCUUGAUUAUAUAUUUACAUUUAACUAUGUAUCUGUAUACGUCUUAUAUAUUGUUAUCUAUACAAUAUCUACUUCUUAUUUUUUUAUACAAAAAUGUUAAUAAAGAGAUAUAUAUAAGAAAAGAUCGGGAGGACAGUUAUAUAGUAAUAAGAGUAAUAAGAUCAGGAGGACAGUUAUAUAGUAAUAAGAGUAAUAAGAUCAGGAGGACAGUUAUAUAGUAAUAAGAUAAGAUCAGGAGGACAGUUAUAUAGUAAUAAGUUUUUUUUUUUUUAAACAUGUAGGGAGAUCUUGUACAGUAAAGGUCCUAGGAGCACUUUAAUGGAUCAGAAGAAAUAUUUAGAAGUCCAGUUGUGGUGGAGUACUAUGAUGCCUUCGUUGCAUUACAUUGAAGAUUAUGGGUUACUGGCAGAUGUCAAACAAAGCAAAAGCAGACAGAUAAAGUCAUACAAUCAUUACAUGGAGUAAUGGGGGCAAUUAUAAUGGACAGCUAUUCAGAUUUAUAAAAUGGUUUUCUCAAAGUAGUAGGUGUUGUCAUAGGAUCAUCCUUAAGCCUGAUAGUUUAAUCCUAUACGAUAAUGAUUAUAUAAGAACCGCUGUUUGUAAUUUGUAUUUGUAUACUUGUAUGUAUAUUUGUGAUAUGUUUAAAAUACGAAAAUUUAAAAAUCAUAAUUGAAAAAAAUAAAUUCAAAAAUAAAAAGCAGUAGGUGGAAUUAUAGAACGUUUAUUUCACAAUAACUAGGGGAAAGCUGUUUACCUAUCCAUGAUAUAGAGCAGGGGAAGGAAAUUGUCUGCACUCCAGAUGUUGUGUACUACAUCUCCCUUGAUCCUUUGCCAGCAUUUUGGCUGUGAGAGCAUCAUGGGAGAAAUAGUCCACAACAUUGGGAGGGCAGAAGAUUGUCUACCUCUGACAUAUAGUAAUAGGAGGCACUGGCGGAUCCAGGGGGGGGGCAACGGGGCAAUUGCCCCCCCCGAGAAAUCCGCCGGUCUCCCUCUCCCCUGCCAGCAGCACAUGCAGGUGCUAGCCCUGCAAUGUGCCUGCGGACCGGAGGGGAGAUCGGAGAUCUCCCUCCCCGGUCCGCAGGCACAUUGCUGACAGCCGGCAGGGGAGGGAGGGAGUGAGAGGGAGGACCCGGGAGCUCAGUCUGCAGCUCCUCCGGGUCCUCCUCUCGCGAGAUUUGUAGCGUUGGCAACGCUCCAAAUCUCGCGAGAGUGAACUCUAGCCCGGGAGCGCGGGCUAGAGUUCACUGUAACCACUGGGACCACCAGGGAAUCCCCACUGGGACCACCAGGGAUGAAAAUAUGUCCCCCCUCCUCCUCAAUAAAGGUAAGAAGGGAGGGGGGACAUAUUUGUUUUUUUUUAAUUAAAUAAAGAUAUAUAUUUAAAAAAAAAAAGCCCCCCCCUACCCUUAACACACACACACACACACAUAGCCCCCAUACUGCCCCCCAUACACAUGCUGCCCCCAUACACACAUACUGCCCCCCAUGCUGCCCCCACACACAUGCCCCCCAUACACACAUACUGCCCCCAUGCUGCCCCCACCAUACACACAUACUGCCCCCAUACACACAUACUGCCCCCCCAUACACACAUGCCCCCCCAUACACACAUACUGCCCCCAUAAACACAUACUGCCCCCAUACACACAUACUGCUUGAUGCCCCCCAUACACACAUACUGCCCCAUGCUGCCCCCCCAUACACACAUACUGCCCCCCAUACACACAUACUGCCCCCAUGCUGCCCCCCAUACACAUACUGCCCCCCAUACACAUACAUGCUGCCCCCAUACACACAUACUGCCCCCAUGCUGCCCCCCCCAUACACACAUACUGCCCCCAUGCUGCCCCCCCAUACACACAUACUGCCCCCCAUGGUGCCCCCCCAUACACACAUACUGCCCCCCCAUACACAUACUGCCCUCAUACACACAUACUGCCCCGCAUACACACACACUGCCCCCAUACACUGCCGCCCCAUACACACACAUUGCCCACAUUCACACACACACUGCAACUGUUACACACACAUACUGUCCCACACAUACACUGCAUCCCUGACAUACACUGCCCCCCCUACUCACACACUACAACCUUCACACACACACACACACUGCUCACACACUGUCCCCCUCACACACACACACACACUGCACCCCUUACACAUUGCACCACACACACACCACUGCUCCUAUGCCCUACUACCGCCCCAUUUCCCAGCAGACCUCAGGUAAGUUGUCAAACUGUUCUUAAACGGUUUGACUACUUACUCUAGGAGGGGGUCCCGGCACUAUUGACACCAUAACCACUACACUGAGCUAUAGUAGUUAUUGUGUCUGGAUUAUUUCUUUAAAUAAUCUACAAGUGCCCCUCCCGAGAUCAGGCUCUGGAUCCGCCACUGAUAGGAGGAGUUAUAGGAAGCAAGUUCGAAGAGCAAUAGAUGACAUAGGAAGUAAUAGGAGGUGUUUUGGAAAGCAAUUAUAGAGAGUAAUUGAAGAUAUAUACAAGUAAAUAAGACGUUUUUGGGAACAGUUAAACACAGCAAUAGAAUAUAUAAAGGUGUUGACAGGAGGAUUAACAUGGAUUUGUUGUAGAUCAUUAGAAUGUUUGGGGAAUAAUAUGUGUUAGCUAUAUACUCAUAUAGCGCAUUAGCAAUACAGGGUGUGAUUGGGAGCAAUUACAAAGAGCAAUAUGUGUUAAAGGUGGUAAUGGGAAGUGCCAUAUUAAACAGUAUCAGGUAAAGGGAGUAAACAUGAGGGGUUAUAGAGAUUUAUUAUAUGAUUAAUAUAGGAACAUAGAAUUAAGGGAAAUGUAACAAGGAGUAGUAGUUAUAUGGAAGAAUAAAAGUUAUAGGCAGUAGUUAUAUAAAGAAAUUAGAGUUUUUUUGAGCAAUAAGAGACAAUUUAGGAAUAUCUUAUAUGGUACUCUGGGAGAAGCUAUAGGUAGAUGGUGCAAUAAGGUUUUGCUUAUAAGGAAGCAAAAGGGGCUAGUCUGAUAGAUCAGUAAAAUAGAAGAGAUUACAUAAUAUUGAGCUGCUAUUUGAAUCGACCAACAGAGACUGGAGGUAACCAUAAUAUUUAUAUGAGGGCAUAGGAAAACUAAAUGGACCAGAAAUUUGCAACAGUGAUAAAACGUUUUGAAAGAGCAAAACAGUAGAUUUGGCUGUGGGCAAUGGCUUGGCGACAUUAAUGAUUUAGGCAUCAUUAGUCCCUUCUUUGGGUAUUGCGAAAUAACGUUUAGACACGGUCGGCUAACAGCUAGCUGGUUGUAAAAAUAGCCCAAGAUCUGCUGAUGAACUGCAGUAAUGCAUAAUACACAAGGGAAUCAUUGAACCAUUAUAUACGUUCUGUAUAUAUUUUAAAGUCACAUAAAACACCUGUCUCCAAUGAAAAAAUCAGUCAAAUACAUAUGAUGCUUCAUCAAGCACAACACUAAAGUACUCAGAUUUUGGUGAGACAAAUUGGUUUUAUACCCAAGAGAUUCAUCGUUUAGUGUGUAUUUUUUAGAUCAUGCAAAAGUUCUUCUACUUAAAGGAACACUGCAGACUCCCCCAUGUUAGGUGCAAAGGAUAGGUUAUGUUACAUUUAGCAAUGCUGUUUGUUUUUUUUAGUGCUUUUUUUCCCUUUCAAUAAUCAUUACUUUUGUUUCAUACCGUCACAUUUUCUGUCAUUCCUAAUGACUUGCAAUAUUACCCUUUUUGAUUAAAAAUUAUCCUGCCCUAUCAGUCAUGCCUUAUCUUUCUGGAUGCUGUAGUUCAACUCGAAACUUUCUACAGUAGAAAGCUGACCACUGACAACCAACAGAAGCCCUUGCUGUGCCUGUAAGUUUCUGUAAGCAUCAUGAGUGAUCACGUCAAGUCACGGUUUGUUGAUAGGUCAAUGCAGAAGAUGCACAGCCCAGUGUUUUGCAGCAAAUGAAGGAUCUUCAAAUGUAUAUUUUCAUUAUUAUUUAUUGUUAUGUUUUUAAUAUAUUUAUAGAUUUGUGUAUGUCACUGGCAUAUAAAGACAUGCAUCAGUUAGUUAUGGAGGCUCUGUCUGCCAGGGUCCUCAUGACUUUGUCCUUGGGGACACAUGAGUGUACAAAACUGGCUUCAGUGGAAGAUCCCACAAGAUCCCAGAAUCCUCCAUUGAUAAUAUGACACAUGGGCAAUGAAAUGGCUGUUCUCGUGAGCUGUCGCUUGCAACAACUAAUUGGAAAUGGCAAGUUGUGGUGGUUGAACCACAUCCAGUGCCACUGUUAGCCAAACACCUUACCCAUAACCAAAGUUAUGAUAUAUUUUGAUGGUGUUGGAAUCUCAAUGAAAUUCCAACAAAGUCUUCAUUAGCUUUUCAGAAUACCUACCUUUAUAAAAAUAAAGCACAAUAGUGCCAAUUUAAACUUUUUAACUGUGUCCUCCGGAAUGCCUGCUGAGUUUUGUGAUAAAACAGAAUCCAUCUAUAUACAACCAUUUUUUACAUUCCUGAAAUCUCCUUGCUAUCAUAGGGACCUGGCUUUCUUCAUCUGACACAGCCUCCCCCACUGUCCUCUCUUUUGGAGGUCUGGUUUUCAGCCAUGCACCUAGACUUGGAGACAGAGGAGGAUAAGGUGUAUGCAUCUUGCUCUCCUCUGCUUAUACAUUUCAACAGAAGCCCCUUCUUCCAUGUUUAUUCUUUUCAACUUUCUCUCCUCUCCCUCUUUGCAAAGUAGCCAUCUGUUGUCCGGUAGGUUCAUGCUCAAAAUCAGUUAUUUGCUUGGCUCCACCACUUACAUUCAGGGCUGGAUGUAUGUCAGGUGAAUGUAGGCACAGAAUUGUAAGGUGCCCUCUGCCCCCUCCCCCCAGUAAAAAUAAAAGGCAGCUAAAGUAAAUUUAAUGAAUUUAUUAAAUAAACUCAGUAGGGUCAGGAAUACAUGUUUGUAUUGCUGUUAAUAACACUAUUUAGGUGGCCAUCCACUACUUUAAAAAGCUGAAAAUCUAACCUUGACAUAGUGCAUCUCUAUGAGGAAUGUAGAGUGUGGACACGCUGAACAUCAGUGAUGCACAGUGUGCAGCAUUGACACAAGAAACACCUCUAUGGGCUACCUGAAUUACUGCUACUGGAGGUGUGCCUUUUUCUCUGAAAAGGCAGUGUUUACAGCAAAAAGCCUGCAUGGACAUACUAUACACACCAGAACAACUACAUUAAGUUCUGGUGAGUAUAAUGUCCCUUUAACCCCUUAAGGACCAAACUUCUGGAAUAAAUGGGAAUCAUGACAUGUCACACAUGUCAUGUGUCCUUAAGGGGUUAACUGGUCAUUGCAGGUAUAAAAACAUUUUUAAAAAUAUAAAAACAUGUAUUCAAGUUGAAAUCUAUUAGUUUAGUGAGUGCAUGCAGCUGUGUAAACACAUGCAGGGUCAAACAGAAGUGGUCAGGGUAAAGGGUGGUUUCAAGUUAGAAAGGUGUUAACUUUAGAGUGAAUAGUGUCAAUUUCAGAGUUAGAUUACACAGAGUGUUUAGAGGAUUUGAAGGUUGAUAUAGCUUACAGUUAUCUUAUAAAGGAUGUUUAGGAUUUGAUUUAGGGAUAAAUUUAGUAUUAGUGUACACGGGGUAUUUCAUUUUUAAGAGAAGUUAAACCUAGGAUGAGAGUAAAGUGUUUAUUUUUUUGGUUCAGGCUUUGAGUCCAAGUCUUCACGGAAUAAUCUUGAUCUUUAUAUGAUCCUCAAAGGGCACAUGCAACAAAGUGCUGCCAUACGGUCUCAAAGGCAACAUAGCCCCAGCAAAAGAAAUCUUGCAAAUUUCAAGUGUAAAAACUGAAAUGGGCAAGCCCUACUUUGGACCCUGUAACUUUCCCAAACCCCAUAAAACCUGUACAUGGGGGUUACUGUUGUACUCGUGGGAGAACAUAGAAUAUGUAUAUUUUAUUGCAGUUAAAGCUAAUGGUAUUUAAAAUGCUGCGCAGAACUUGGAAAAUAACCACAUUUCUUAAUUUCUCAAAAUUUUUAUUUUUUUAUUUUAUUCAUUUCAAAUUAUGUUUCAUAUACCGUGUUUCCCCGAAAAUAAACCCUACCCCGAAAAUAAGCCCUAGUCUGAUUUUCGGGGUGGGCUGCAAUAUAAGCCCUACCCCGAAAAUAAGACCUAGGCAUUGCACCUUUGCGGCGAGACUUCCUUCUUCUACUGUAGGAGGAGCGUUGCGGGCCGCGGCAUCGCGCAACGUGAUGACGACAUUUCGCAGCGCCGUCAGUCUGCCUUCACGGAUCUUCAGCGGAAGGAUCCAUUUCCGGGCGGUGAGGCACCCAGUGGUCGGACUCGGCAAGGAAUCUUUGAAAUGUGAGUACCGGUAGAUAUUUUAUGUCUGGGACUGAAUUAAUUAAAGGGGGCGGGGGGUGAAUUAAUUAAAGGGUGGGCUAAAGGGGGGUGAAUUAAUUAAAGGGUAGAGGGGGGUGAAUUAAUUAAAGGGGUGGUGAAUUAAUUAAAGGGUGGGCUGGAUUAAUUAGAGGGGGUGAAUUAAUUAAAGGGGUGGUGAAUUAAUUAAAGGGUGGGCUGGAUUAAUUAGAGGGGGUGAAUUAAUUAAAGGGGUGGUGAAUUAAUUAAAGGGUGGGCUGGAUUAAUUAGAGGGGGUGAAUUAAUUAAAGGGGUGGUGAAUUAAUUAAAGGGUGGGCUGGAUUAAUUAGAGGGGGGUGAAUUAAUUAAAGGGGGGGUGAAUUAAUUAAAGGGUAGGCUGGAUUAAUUAGAGGGGGGUGAAUUAAUUAAAGGGGGAGAAUUAAUUAAAGGGUGGGCUGGAUUAAUUAGAGGGGUAAAUUAAUUAAAGGGUGGUGAAUUAAUUAAAGGGUGGGCUGGAUUAAUUAGAGGGGGGUGGAUUAAUUAAAGGGUGGGCUGGAUUAAUUAAAGGGGGGUGGAUUAAUUAGAGGGGGUGGAUUUAUUAAAGGGGAGGGGUGGAUUAAUUAGACAGUAUGGUAUUUUGAUCCCCAGACAAGAUGAGUGCAAAGAGAAAGAGCUGUACAUACUGGUAACGUAAAUAAAUAAGCCCUACCCUGAAAAUAAGCCCUAGUGUGUUUUUUGUGACUAAAAUUAAUAUAAGACCCGGUCUUAUUUUCGGAGAAACACGGUAUAAAUAUUUGAUGUGAAAUGGAAUCCUUAUUUCUCUUGAACACAAUUAUAUAUAAUGAGUGUCGGUGCACUUAAAGGAACACUACUUUUUUUUUUUUUACACACUACUCUUAGGGUUGCCAUCUAGUCGGUAUUAAUUUGAGACUGCCUGGCCGGUGUCGAUAUUGUAGUUAUACUGGCAAUACAAAUGCCGGUAUUUUUUUCAGUAUAAACAGAGAUUACUCUGAAAUACCAGCACCGGCCAGUGUGUGGAGAGAAGCAGGGAUAGGAAGUUAUAGCAUAUACCUGCAUCUCUCUACUCACUAAUCCGCUGGGGAAGCAGCUACACAGCACAGAGAGUCCAGACUGCAGCUUCCAGCCUGCAGAGACAGCCUAUAGCUCAGAGAAGUGAAGAAUGGGGAAGAGGCUGCAGGGGACACUGUGAGACACGGGGACACUUGGAGACAUGGGGACACUGAGACACUAGGGACUCAAUGUCCCUAAGUGUCUUAGUGUCCCCAUGUCUCCCAGCCGGUGUCCCCGGUGUCUCCAUGUCUCCCAGUGUCCCUAGUGUCUCAGUGUUCCCAUGUCUCCCAGUGUGCCCAUGUCUUACAGUGUCCCCAUGUAUCCCAGUGUCUCCAAGUGUCUCAGUGUCCCCAUAUUUCUCAGUGUCCCCUAGUGACAUCGGGGCACUGGGAGACAUGGGGACACAGACACUAAGGGACACUUGGCAACAUGGGAACACAGAGACAUGGGGCACUGAGACACUGAGAUACAUAGGGGCACUGUGAUACAUAGUCUCAGUGUCCCCCAGUGUUCCCAAGUCUCCCAGUAUCCCCAAGUGUCUCAGUGUCCCCAUGUCUCACAGUGUCCCCUAGUAACAUGGGGGCACUGGGAGAUAUGGGGACACAGACACUAGGGGACACUGGUCGACAUGGGGACACUGGGAGACAGGGAGACACUGGAAGCAAUCCAUCUAUACAGCAGAAUAAAACUGUAAGUAGUUUUUUGGUGAUUUUACAGAAUUUUCUCUUAUGUCACUCCUUGUGAUUUACAUCAUGUGAUGUCACGCAUACAUAAUUAGUUAUGCAAAUUAGUAAGGCAUGUAUUUUUUUCCAAGAAUAGUGGCAACCCUAACUACUCUUCACAUACUCUUGCUUAAAGGAUCACUAUAGUGUCAGGAAAACAAACUUGUUUUCCUGACACUAUAGCAACCUUAGGACCCCCCACCCUCAGUGUCCCCCUCCCUUGGCACUGAAGGGGUUAAAACUCCUUCAGUUACUUACUUUAAUCCAGCGCCGGGCUCCCUCGGCGCUGGAGAACUCUCCUCCCCCGCCGACGUCAGCUCCUGAGUGGUGCAGAGUGCGCAUGCGCGGCAAGAGCAGUGCCUCUUUCCUAUGGAUGGUUUGAAUGCACGCACUGCUUUUGCCCCGCAUGAAUUUCGCAUCCAGCAUCGCAUAAACGCCCCUAGCGGCUGUCAGAAAGACAGCCACUAGAGGCUGGAUUAACCCUGCAAUGUAAACAUAGCAGUUUCUCUGAAACUGUUCUGUUUACAUCUGAAGGCUUAAAACCUGGGGGACCUGGCACCCAGACCACUUAAUUGAGCUGAAGUGGUCUGGCUGACUAUAGUGUCCCUUUGAGUAUGGAAACUUAAGAGGGAUAUAUGGAAACAAAACUUGUGUAGACUAGCUGAAAUGAAACUAGUUAAGGUAAUGCUGACUUUGGUCUCUCUAACACUGUGGCAUGUUCCCUUUCUUCUACACUCACUACAUCCACCUUUUCUCUGUCUCAGACUGUAUCCCAGGAGCUGCUGCCCCACUAAUAAGACGAUAAGGAGACAAGUGGACAUGUGAGUGCUAGGGGACAGUCCUUAGAAAGCAUUGAGUGAGCGCAUCCUUAGACGCCUUUAUGCCAAGCUCAGGAUGCUGUUGGCCAGCAUGCAUGAUUGGCAGGCAGCAUGACAUGCAUUCAUGCCAGGCUAACCUUCCAAUUCUUUGGGCAGACAUGCCUCCUUUUUGGGCAUGUUCAUCCCUUUCAGGAGAUCUGGUUACAUGAUCACGCGUCAGUGGCAGGGCCGGACUGGCCCACCGGGAUACCGGAAAUUUCCCGGUGGGCCGUCGGCACCUGGGGCCGGCCCUUUAAAUACUGCAGCCGCCCGAGCGCUCUGUGAAGAGCCUCAGGCGGCUGCAGCUUCUCCCCUCCCCUGUAGCGUGGCCGAGCUGCACUCCGGAGUGAUAGGUGCACUUCCUGUCAGUCCGGCCGGGUGCCGUUAGUGGUGCCCCAGAAACCCUGUUCCGCUGAGUUUCUGUUUUCUUAACCGGGCCGGACUGAUAGUGAAGUGCACACUCAGUGUGCACCUCCUAUCAUCCCCGCCGGCCGGCCACCGCUGACUGGAGUGCAGCCCGGCCACGCCACAGGAGGGGUAAGAAGAGAGGGAGGAGUGGUGGGAGGAACAAGAAAAGGGGGGAUAAGAAGAGGAGGGGAAUAAAAAGAGGGGAGGGGGGAUAAGAAGAGGGGAGGGGGGGGAAUAAAAAGAGGUAAAUAAGAAGGAGGGAGGAUAAGAAGAGGGGAGGGGGGAAUAAGAUGAGGGGAGGGGAACAAGAAGAGGGGAGGGGGAACAAGAAGAGGGAGGGGGGAACAAGAAGAGGGAGGGGGGGGAAUAAGAAGAGGGAGGGGGAAUAAGAAGAGGGAGGGGGGAAUAAAAAGAGGGGGGGAAUAAAAAGAGGGGAGGGGGAUAAGAAGAGGGGAGGGGGGAAUAAGAAGAGGGGAGGGAGGGGAAUAAGAAGAGGGGAGGAGGGGAAUAAAAAGAGGGGAUAGGGGGAAUAAGAAGAGGGGAGGGAGGGGAAUAAGAAGAGGGGAGGGAGGGGAAUAAGAAGAGGGGAGGGGGGGAAUAAGAUGGGGGUGGGAAUAAAAAGAGGGGGGGAAUAAGAAGAGGGGAGGGGGGGAAUAAGAAGAAGGGGCAGCUCUAUAGGACAGGGGCCAAGACAGGGAGCUCUUUCACACUACGCGCGCACACACACACAAUGCAUCCCUAUACAUACACAGAAACACAACAUGCUUCCCUUACACACAGAGAAACACACAAUGCAUCCAUUACACACACACACACAAUGCAACCCUUACACAUAAAGACAAUCCAUCCUUUGCACACAUACACAGAAACAGACAAUGCAAACACACACACUUCUUUUCUUACAUACACACAGAAACACAAUGCAUCUCAUGCACACACAUACAGACACACACCUUGCAUCCCUUAUGCAUACAAACACAGAUUCACACAAUGCAUCCCUUACACACAACCAGAAACACAUAAUACAUCCCUUAUACACAAAUACACACUUCUUCCACUACACACAAACACACUGCAUCACCUGCACAAACUGGUAACCCUAAACACUACAUACCAUAAGCACACAUAUUAGAUCCUCUACAAUAACACAUAACACAUCCCCUACACACUCCACUCCCUGUGAGCGAACUCAUGGGUGGGUGGAACUUAUGAGUGGGCCUUAUGGGCAUACUCACCGUCAGGCCCUGGGGCCCAGACCUUGAGCUGUGUAAGGGGCCCCCAAAAAAUUGAGCUGCUUCCAAUUCUCCCAGAACAUUGAAUUUUGUGACCACAGUUGCAAACAGCCUCCAGAGAUCCUGUUCUACACCAGACCAGUGGAGCCAAACUGCAGCCCAUCAUCAUCCUCAUCUGCUUGUAAGUAGGCAAUCUAGUAUAUUAUUAGAGGCUGAUUAACAUAGGGGCUGAUGGAGCUGCAGCUCUGCGCCCAGGCCCAUGAAGCCCAUUGAUUAAAAAUAAAAAAAAAAAAAAGAUUUUUUUUUUUUUUUUACAUUUUAUUUUUCACACACUACUCUUAGGGAUUCCACCUGACUUUUAUUUUAUUGGCACAGCCAGUAUUUGGGGCUGCCUGGUGGUGCUGGUAUUGCAGUGAUACUGGCAAUACAAAUGCUGGUAUUUUUAUCAGUAUAAACAAGAGAUUACUCUGCAAUACCAGCACUGGCCAGUAGGGGUCGCUGUAUGUGGAGACAGGCAGGGAUAGGAAGUUCCAGCAUAUCCCUCCCUGCCUAUCUAUACUCACUGAUCUGUAGGGGUGCAGCUACAGAGAGUCCAGACAGCAACUCCCACCCUGCAGAGACAGCCUACAGCUCAGGGAAGUAAGGGAUGGAGGAAAGGCUGCAAGGAGACAUACACUGAGACACUAAGGGGACACUGGGAGACAUUAUGGCAGACACUGAGACACUAAGGAACACUGGGAGACAUUAUGGCAGACACUAAGGGACACUGGGAGACAUUAUAGGACCACUCUAGGCACCCAGACCACUUCAGCUUAAUGAAGUGGUCUGGGUGCCAGGUCCUUCUAGGGUUAACCCAUUUUUUUUAUAAACAUAGCAGUUUCAGAGAAACUGCUAUGUUUAUGAAUGGGUUACGCCUUCCCCCUAAUCCUCUAGUGGCUGUCUCAUUGACAGCCGCUAGAGGUCCAUAGGAAAGCAUUGUAAAUGCUUUCCUAUGCGACGGGCUGAAUGUGCGCGCAGCUCUUGCCGCGCGUGCACAUUCAGCCCAGGAGGAGGAACGGAGGAGGAGAGAAGGAGGAGAGCUCUCCGCCCAGCGCUGGAAAAAGGUAAGUUUUUACCCCUUUCCCCCUUCCAGAGCCGGGCGGGAGGGGGUCCCUGAGGGUGGGGGCACCCUCAGGGCACUAUAGUGCCAGGAAAACGAGUAUGUUUUCCUGGCACUAUAGUGGUCCUUUAUGGCAGACACUGAGACACUAAGGGGCACUAGGAGACAUUAUGGCAGAUACUGAGGUACUAAGGGACACUGGGAGACAUGGCAGACACUGGGACACUAAGGGACACUGGGAGACAUUAUGGCAGACACUGAGACACUAAGGGACAUUGGGAGAUACUAUGACACAGACACAUGGGGACACAGUAUCCCCAUGUCUCCCAGCCAGUGUCCCUGGUGUCUCAGUGCCCCCCUAGUCUCCCAGUGACCCCUAGUCCCCCAGUGCCCCCAGUCUGCCAGUGUCUCACUGUCCCCAUGUCUUCUAGUGCCUCCAUGUCUCUCAUUGCCUCAAGUGUCACAAUGUCCCCAUGUCUCCAAGCUAGUGUCUCUAGUGUCUGUGGCCCUGGUGUCUCUGUUCCCAUGUCUCCCAGUGCCCCAUGUCUCAAUGUCCCUAUGUCCCCCAGCCAGUGUCUCUAGUGUCUGUAUCCCCAUGUCUUCAAGUGUCCCCUAUUUUCCCAUUGUCACCAUGUGUCCCAGCCAGAGUCCCCUAGUCUGGAAACUUAAGUGGGAUGUAUGGGAACAAAACUUGUGUGGACUGGCUAACAAUGAAUAUAAUUAAAGGGACACUAUAGUAACCAGAACAACUACAGCUUAUUGAAUUUGUUCUGGUGAGUAGAAUCAUUACCGUCAGGCUUUUUGCUGUAAACACUGUCUUUUCAGAGAAAAUGCAUUCUUUACAUUACAUCCUAGUGAUAACUUCACUGGCCACUCCUUAGAUGACUGUUAGAGAUCCUUCCUGGGUCAUGGCUGCCUAAAAUGCAUCCAAACAUUCAGUAUCUCCUCCCUCUGCAUGCAGACACUGAACUUUCCUUAUAGAGAUUCAUUGAUUCAAUGUAUCUCUAUGAGGAGAUGCUGAUUGACCAGGGCUGUGUUUGAAUCAUACUGGCUUGGACCCUGAUCUGCCUCUUUGUCAGUCUCAGCCAAUCCUAUGGGGAAGCACUGUGAUUGGAUCAGGCCACCACUUCUAAUGAUGUCAGCAGACUGCUUGUUUUUAUGAGUCUAACAGCAUGCAGAGUUACAGCUUCAGGCUUGAAUAUAGAUUUUGCUAUAUUUAUGGAGGCAUGAGGGGUCCAGGGGGGCUAGAUGGUGGUGUUAACACUAUAGGGUCAUGAAUUCAUGUUUGUGUUCCUGACCCUAUAGUGAUCCUUUAAGGUAAUGCUGACUUUGGUCUCUAACACUGUGGCAUGUUCCCUUUCUUCUACACUCACUACAUACAGCUUUUCUCUGUCCCAGACUAUAUACCAGGAGCUUCUGCCUGCUAGUAAGAAGAUAAGGAGACAAGUGGACCAGCGAGUGCUAGGGGACAGUCCUUAGAAAGGGUUGAGCGAGCGCAUCAUUAGAUGCAUUUAUGCCAAGCUCAGGGUGCUGUCUGCAUAGUAUGCCCUUAGUUGGUCAGCUGCAUGAUUGGCAGGCAGCCUGACAUGCAUUCAUACCAGGCUGGCAUUCUAAUUCUUUGAGCAGACAUGUCCUUUUUUUUGGCAUGUUUGCCCGUUUUGGCAGGUUGAGUGAUUUGGGUCAGUGGCACACCCUUUUACCGUGCCCAUUGACUUCCUGCUUGAUUGGACGUUGCUGUUAGGGGUUAUGGAUUUACUUGGAAGCUGAAAACAUAAAUUAGAGCGAGAUUAGCCUAGGGUAUGUGUUUUCUUAUAGUUGCUGUUCUUUCUCUCCAGCACCAUCUCCAUCAGAUACAUGACGCUUGGGAGUGUUUUACUGUUUUUGGUCGAUAUGAUUCUGUAAUUAGGCCCGUCAUAAUUGUCAGCACCAGGCCCACUGGGCUCUUAAUCUGGCCCUGAUUAUUAGUGACACUAAUCUAUAAUUUACCUCACAUUAAAAGGACACUAUAGCUUAAUGAAGUGGUUCUGGUGUCUAUAGCUGGUCCCUGCAGGCUUUUUAAUGUAAACACACACUGUGUGCAGCACUGGCGUUAGUUCAUAUGGCAGGUCAUAUGGGUGGGGCAUUGUGAUGUGACAUGUGGGGGCAGCAAAUUUUUAUUUUGUCUAGGGCGGCAAAAAUCCUUGCACCGGCUCUGAUCCUGGGCAGGUGCACCAGUCUACUUGACUGGUUUUGCCCCCCAAGCCUAAGGCUGCCAGCCCUCCCCUGGCCUCUGGGGAGGUCUUUUGGCGGCCGCUGGCGGACUUGUCCUGGCGGCCGCUGAGGGAGCUGCGCGAGCUGUGCUGGCUCUUCUCCCCAGCACACAGCUGAAUGAGACCGGCGCCGGAAUAUGACGUCAUAUUCCGGCGCCAUUCUCAUUCAGCAGCGCGUGAUGGCGGGAGUGCACUAACACAGGAAGCACCUCUAGUGACCGUCUGAGUGACUGUCACUAGCAGUGUCACUUUGAAGCAAUGUAAACACUGCCUUUUGUCUGAAAAGUCAGUGUUUACGAUGAAAAGCCUGUAGGGACAUGCUAUAGACACCAGUACCACCACAUUAAGCUGUGUGCGUGUAUCAAUGAGCUUGUGUGUGUCACUGAAAUGUCAGUGAAAUUGCCUGUGUCUGCAUGUGCGGAUGCUUACUGUAUAAUUAAACGUUUUACCCUGAAAGGACCAAUAUUUUAUAUUAGAAAAAGCAAUAUAUAUAUAUAUAUAUAUAUAUAUAUAUAUAUAUUACUCAAUCAUCUGUCCUGGCAAGACUUAGCCUUACAUAUUACACGCGACAAUAUAUGGCGCAGUGACUUAUGGGGCUGGCACAAUUUUUUUUUCCAGGGCUGCUUUGUAUCCCCAGUCCGGCCCUGGUCAGUGGCCAACCUUUUACACCGCCCUUUGUCUUCCUGCUUCACUGGACACUGCUGUUAAGGGGUUUGGAUUUACUUGAAAGAUGAAAGCAUGCAUUAGAGAGAGAUUAGCAUAUUUUAAGAGAAUCUGAGUUUUCUUGUAGCUGCAUCCUAUGAGUUUCCCUCCGGCAACAUCUCCACCAGAUACAUAACGCUUGAGAGGUAGGACUGUUUUAGUGUUUUUGGUCGAUAAGAUUCUGUACUUAGGCCCCUCAUAAUUGUCAGCACCAGGCCCACUGGGCUCUUAAUCUGGCUCCGCAUGUCAGCAAAACGCAGUCAGAGAAAUUGGGAAAAAGAGGAGAAAGAUGUUGGCUACAAAGAUAGACAAUUCCUAGUAUUUUCGAUUACAGUGAACUAUUGUCACGUUCAGCCAGCUGUUUCGAAAGAUACUGUGAUAGACAGGUGGGGAAGUAGGAAGAUGUGUUUCUAAGAAUCAUCUUCAGCCUCUGGCACAUCACACUGUUAUGGACUACAAAACCCAUUAUUCUCAGCCAGCCAUUAAAAAGAUACUAUUUGCAUAUAUAGAGCUGUGAUUGAAUUACAAGGAGCUGUAGUGCUCGAAGUCUCUCCCAUAGUGUGAAAUAACAUAUCCCUAAUAACACAUCCCAAAGUCUAUAAAACCCUUUAUUCUAUACCAGGGGUCAGCAACCUAUGGCACGUGUGCCUUUGCACGGCACUCGAGGCUGCCAGAGACAAACAGGAACUUCAGAUAUCUGCUAUUGCAAACCGAGCGCUGGUUGCAAUUGGUGAGAACAAUCCUCAAUUUACGCAUUCCAGCACUUAGAGGAAGUGAUCUCAGAUCACUUCCUCCUCCCACUUGUGAACAGGAAUCCACACUGGAGUAGAGCAGCCUGCAAAAGUUAUCGUAGCUCCUGCCUUUGACCUGUACUUGGCCAGCCAGGUUCCUACUGGACCACACUGAAGCUACCCACACUGCUAGACAUACACAGAUCAUACAAAUAAUUCCCCUCAUACAUAUAAUACAAACAGCCCACACACAAAUAGCCCCCAUAAACACAACACCAUUGACAAUCCACAUACACGCAAACAACCCCACAAGCAGCUUCUCACAUGCAAUACCGGAAGCCACCCCACAAAUACACACACCAACAAACAUGCAAUGUGACAUAUCAUUCGCAUACAAAAUUCCACAAGCAGCCUCCAUACACAGCCCACAUUCAUAGGUAUCAUACACAAUACUUCUCAUGAACAUAUAUACAAUUUAACAGCCCAUAUACGCACAAAUACAAUACUACAAAGCAACUGCUGCACCGAUAAAUAAGACAAGCAGAAUGCUGCAACAUGCACACUUUUAGAAAAUAGGAUCGGCACUCCAAGAGACUUCACAAAUCUUGUUUUGGCACAGUACUACUAAAUGGUUGCCUACCCCUGUUCUGUACUAUACUAUGCUGCAGAAGUCAGAAUUAUAAGCCAAGAGCUAUGUAGAGAUAUCAUUAGGUGGAAUGUAGCAAGAGGUUAUACGGAGUGACAUUAUACGUAGGACUAAAUCUCUAUAUUUUUAUAUGGAGCAAUGGGAUGGACUACAUGGAGAUUUAGUUUUAUGUGUGAAUUAUGAAGAAGCGGAUAUAUUUAUAUUUAUGAAAUUAUAAAAAAAAGCAUUAUAUGGAGAGCACUACAGAAUAUGUUGGGUCUAAGUCAUAUAGUGCUCUGGGAAAGGUUGAAACGAGUGGGUCAAAUAAGUGCUGUGGUGGGAACUAUAAGGAGGGUGUUAUAUAGAAAUUUAGGUGAUAUUACAAAGAUGGAGUUUUAAGGAAUCAAUGAUUCUAUGGUGCCGUAGCAAAUUAAAUCAGGGUUCUAUAAACCUUGAUGGAGUGUUAUAUGGAGGGAAACGGUUUUAAGCAGAUGGUUAUAUGGAUUUACAAGAAGAAAUAAAGAAGUGAUUUAAACAGUGCGCUCGGGGUUGCUGAAGUUCAAAGCUGACGUUUAAAAUAAGAAUACUACCUGUUGGUGACCCCUGGAAUGGGUUAGAAGAGCAGGAGGGGAGAUUUUAUGGAGCUGUGGGAAAAGUUUGAAGAGGAAGGCAGUAUUGAUCUGUAUGGGAAAUAGAUAUGGGGCUGUGUGAACGGAUCAUGUAGGACAGCAUAUACGACCUUGUCCGUGAGACUGACCGCUGAAAACAACAUGUAAUAUUGAGCUCUGGUGGUGGUAUGGGAAAGGCUGUAAGGGACAUGUAAUAUUAUUGCACUAUGUGGAAGGAGCAUGUAAUACUGAAUUAUGUGGGUAAUUAGAUGAUACCAUGAGAAAGGAUAAAGUAUUGUGUAAUAUAGAGGUGCUGUGUACAUGGUGCUAUGGGAAAUCCUAAAGGUGCUUAUAAUAUAGCAACAUACAGCUGGUUAUAUGGAACCAUAGGAGAGACUGAAAAGAAUAAUACAGAAUAAUAGUGUACAGGGUUUAAUAAAUCACUGCAGAAGGAGAUUUAAGAAAAGCUCGUUAUCAGUAAAUGAUCUAGAACUGUAUUAUUAAACACAUUGUAGUGACAGAAAGAGCUAUGUAGUCAGUGGCUUGCAGUAACGCACAUUGUAUUAGAACGUGAGUUUGCUGCGGUAACAUGGGUUUUUGCAGACAGUCUGGCUGCUGUGCUAAGAUUAUAUCUGUAAUAGGGGAAAAGUCCUGAGCUGCUUGUAGAGGAAAGGGUAGCAGAGGGAGGGAAUACAAAAGUCAGGAACAGAGGGGGAAGGGGGGACGUAGAAGGGACAGUGGGGAUGGAAGCCAAUAUAUAUUUUAAGAGAGGAAAAGGAAAUUAAGAAUGUACUGUAUGUAUUGCAAUUUUUACACCAUUAAUAAUUAGAAUAAUUUUAUUUCUCUCUCUCUUUCUGCAGGUUUCCGGGUCACAAAGUCAGCUGACACACAAAUCAGAAGGUAUAAUUUAGACCAUUAUCCAGAGAGACAGUUAUUUAUCACUGUAACACAUACAUCUGUCACUAGAAUACAUACAAUGAGCUUACAUCAUAGCAUGCACACCCAGCUACCUCUUGGAUCAAGCUCGGUCCUCAAUAACUGUGUUUCCUGUUAACAUUUGUAAUUGUUUGUUAUUUGCGGUUAUAUCCCCACAUUAAAUUUGUAAAGAACUCGUGAAUAUGUUAGCGCCAUAUAAAUGCCAAGAGAGGGCACCAAAAAAAUUAAAUACUUUACAAAUUCCUAAAUAUUACAAUAAUACACAAUAAUUAGGCAAAUAAACAUUUUCCUACAUUUUUACAUUUCCCUUGCUCAGGUUCUUUACUCCUUCACCUUUUAUCAUUCCUCUUGGAUUAUUCAUUUCCGAACUUUUUCCAUUCUGUAUUUGUAAUUUUUGUGUGCUGCUCAAUAUCUCUCCACCAAGACUUGGUAUUAGAUCUCCUGGUACCCUUAGGGCUUUGCACCUAUAUUUAUUUAUCUACCUUUUCCAGCCUUUAUGGGGGGCUCAUUAUACUAGUUGAAACCUUCUACCUGUCACUUUUCAUCUAAAGUCUUAUUUAUUUAGCCGUUAUCCUUACCAUUUUCUACACUCAUUAGGGCUAGAGUUUUCUACCCACAUCUAAUAACAAUAAUUAGGCAGCUUCACACAUAAGAAACGUCCCCAAGUUCUAACAACAUAAAAUAUACAAAUAUAAGUGUCAGCUCUUUAUUAUUAUUAUUAUUUUAUUAUUUAUAUAGCGCCAACAAAUUCCGUAGCGCUGUGAACCAGGGGAUUAUCUACUAAGCACUGACACUUGUGUUUGUAUUUGCUAUAUAAAUGCCAAUAAUAAUAAUAAUACACCAUCUAUUACUAUGCCACUAGCAAGCAUGGCCUUUAAUAGACUGAGUGUAGGACAGGAUGAACAGUGUACAGCGCUGUGGGAUUUGUUGGCAAAUUAUUAAAUUAUAAUAACAAAGCUGUCAAUUUGAUGAAGGGGUUUAAAGUGACAGGCAGUAUGUGGAUGGGUGAUGGGAGAGAGAGAGCAUGGGGCAGGGGGUUCAGACAGGACUUUAGAUUAUUAUUCUUUUAUUAUUUAUAUAGCGCCAUCAGAUUCCGUAGCGCUGUACAUUGGGUGGACUAACAGACAUGUAAUUGUAACCAGACAACUGGACGUACAGGAACAGAGAGGUGGCGGGCCCUGCUCAAUGAGCUUACAUUCUAGAGGGAUGAUGGUGGAUUGUUUAUAGACUGUUAAGAAAAAGAGUGAAAAGAAUGAGAUGAGAGGGAUCUGGUACCUGCAUGUUUUAGUGUCGGCAAGGUACUGAGCGAAAGAUAUAGUUACACUUCUAUAAAAAGAUGAGGAUCAAAAACACCAUCAAACAUGUUUUGCAAGAGAAUGCAUUGUUCUUUCAAUGCUUUAAAGUAGCAGAAUGAAGUAUGAAUUAAUGAACCAGUCACCUUUUGGCACUUUAAGUUUUUUCUUUCCUAAGAAAAGCACAGUUUAUUCCUAAAAAAGUUUUCAUUUCAGGGAACAUUUUCAUUUUACUGGUAGAAAGGAAUUGUAUUUUAAUUUCACAACCAAUUCCCUUUGAUAUUGUUUCAAUCAGAUUAUUAUUGGUGAGAUGCAAACCUUACGCUUUAAUUUAAUUCAUGAUCCUAAUGAUCUAGACAGAAAUGUAUAUUAGUGAAAAAGAGUUUGCGAAUACAAACGGUCAAUUCUGACAUUCCGUACUUGUACCACAAUUACCUUUAUGGAUAAAAAAAAUGUUCCUGUCUAAAUAUUGGUGUUAACGAAAAGGGUUAUAUGGCAGACAAGUCAAAUAAGAACAUUUGGCCUCACUGAUAGAUGUUAUGUUUGGAGGAAAUUUAAUUGGUUUGAGCAGAACAGACUCAUCCAAACUGUCAAGCGUCGUGGUAGGAAUUUUAGGGCUGCUUGCUUACCUGACAACCUGUAUGAUAUGCCUUAUUAACACAAUGGAUUCUGCAGUAUAUCACAGGGUUCUACAGGAGAAUGUGAAGCUGUACAGCGGUGAGCUCUUACUAAAACAAGGCUAACAGGAUUAUUCACUACAGACCUGUUCGGGUUAAAAAUCUGGAUAUUGUUAAUGACAUUAAACAAUGUGCGGAUUUUACAAUUCAGGCCCCAAAUGGACAUGAAUUUCGUCUGGAAUUCAGCCAGAUCGAACGCCACCAGUUGUCUGAAACCUGACCCCAAGGCUUCAAAUCUUGGCCCAGUUUCUUCAAAUUGCUAGCAGCCGGUGAGCAAAAUUGUUACAAACCCUUGGCAGUGCAAGGGUGAUUUGUGUGGUGGCUGGUCAGUGCUUCCUAGCCAGCCGCCUCAUUAAUUUAUUUUUUAAGUAUAAAUAAAAAGCUUAUAAGGGUUAAUAAGACCCUCAUAUUACUUGGGGUUGGGGCAUAUCUACUAAAUGUGUUAAACUAGCGAAUGGGCAAACAUUGCUGACCAGUCAUUAGAAAUGGACCAUCCCAUGGGGGUGGAGCCUAUUAAAUAAAAGAUUGGGGAAAAUAGUUCUCGAAUGUGUAUUGUGUGGCGGACUUAAUAUAAAAACAAUAGGGUUGGACAGAUACCUUUCUAGCUCCCACGUGCUGACCAACUGUGGUUAGCGGAUGAGAGCUAUUGUAAUAAAAGGGGUGGGAGACUCUUUGGCCACUAGUAGUGCUAGCAGCCUGUGGGCAAAUAUGGUGCAAGGGUUAAUUAUGUGGUGGCUGGGCAGCGCUUUCUAGCCAGAUGCCAUAUUAAAUAGUUAAACAUAAAUAAGUAAAUAGCCUGUGGGAGUCAAUAAUACACCCAUAUUACUAUAAGGGAGGUUUAAAACCUCCUUAUCCCCACACCCGCCAUGUGACAGGUGGGGGCAUAUCUACUAAAUGUUUAAAAUUAGCGACUGGGCAGCCAUAAGACUGCCUGCUGGCAAACAGUACGUAAAAUUAUCAUUGGUAUGCAUAAAAGCAAAUGAACGAUAAUUUGCAAAUGUGCAUGCUACCGGAUGCAUUUGGUUCAGAAUUUAAGUUACUUUGUACAAAAUUUGAAUGUGAAAACAGUGAUUAUUAGCUAAGAACUUUGAUAUUGUGAACUACUUUUGCACCUGGAAGUCAACACAGAGAGAGAAAACAGAAAUUAAACGAUGUUUCUACUUAUUUUCAUGUUUCCCCUGGCUUUGCCUACCUUGAACUGGAUGAUGAUGUAAUUCGCUAGAUCUUUCAUAUAAAUUUAAAAGAAAAUUAUGCAUCUCAAAAAAAGUUCAACACUAAGUUAAUGGUGUUUUUCAAUGUUUUAUUGAAUGGUCUAAAUUCAUGAUGUCACAGUUCCCCUUUCAUCACUGCCAUAAUUCCCUUUUAAUGCAUUACUUCUUUAUCCAAGAAUAUCCUUUCUGACCUUUUUAAAAGCAUAAUUUUAGUAACUAGGUCCAUAGGUUACUCUAGCAAGUAAAGAAGGAAAAAGGGAAAUGCCCCAUCUGAUCAUUCAUCAAAUAGUGAAUGGAUUAUAAUUGGAAUUAUCAUACCUGUAAAAUAAAAAAAAUAAAAACCAAUUGGUUGAAAACCAAUAAAAGGCAAAGUGUACAAAACCAAACUGAUUUGGUAGGGAGAUCAGAAGGUCUCCCAACCGGGUACAGCGCUCCCUUCUACUAGAAGAAAAACCUCCUGUGAGUGCAGACCAAUUGUACCUCUAUGUUGGAAUUCAGCACUUCUGAGUUAUUUAGAGCCACAGGUAACCAAGCAAUUGUCUGAGUCAUUGAGUAGCGCUAAACUAAAGUGAGAGGUACAAAUGCUCUGCACCCACCAAAGGUGCAGACCACAGCCUACACUCACCAGACCAUUAGGAAUCAUGAUGGAUUCAUGUCUCCCUGUCUGGCCAAAGGUAAGCAAGAGACACAUAAGACCUUAUAUAUGGAACCCAUAACACCACUGCAAAUAUACAGGACACACCUUAAAUAUCCCAAACACAUACACAACAUCUCAGAAAACUCACCAACCUUAGCACAGACAGCCCAUAUACAAGUAUAAGAAGCAGCCACACUCAUGCAUUCCUCACAGGCCCGGAUUUACCCUCCUUGCUGCCCAAGGGCCAAUUUUCUCAAUGCAAACUUCAUAUAUACAUGUAUAUUAAUACAUGUGAGUUAUAUUUUUGUGUAUGAUUUGUAUUCUGUUUCAAAUAUAUAUACAGUGGGACCUCGGUUUACGAAUUUAAUGCGUUCUCUGCGACGUUUAUUAUUGUGAAAAAUUUGUGAACCGAAACACGGUUUCCCAUAGGAAUGCAUUGAAAACCAAUUAAUCCAUUCUGGAGGUCAGAAAAAAGUCAAAAUGAGCCGGCAUGGAAACCAACCCACAAUGCAGAACACACAAUAAAAGGCAUGCAAAUGACAAAGCUCGGCUCCCUACCUUUCCACAGCUUGAGAAAUGCACCAAAAAGUCCCAAAACAACUGCAAACAAUUUCCAGAAUGGCUCCAAAACUCGAUGCAAAAGCCGCUCCAACACCUCCACACUCGACGCCACGUGCUACCCAGCAUCCAGGGGGCAGUGCUAUAAACCACCCAGGUGCAAUGCAUCCUGGGGAAACUUGCUUCGUAUUGUGAAAAAAAUUUGUAAACUGAGGCAUUAUUUUCAAUGGAUUUUCAUUAUGUUAACCGAGGCAUUUGUUAACCGAUGUCCCACUGUCUAUAUAUACAUUGUGACGAAGUGCCCUUCGCCACUUGUGCCUGGAGAGGACUGCUUGCCCGCCUCUUGCCCUGUGACUAUGGCCCCUGGGAUGUAUUGCCCUUUAAAGACAUGAUUUGGGCAUAAUGGAUUUGUGUUGUGCUGCUGCUGGCCCUUUAAGAACCAUCUGGGGAUAUACUGUGGAGUUACUGGGUGGCCACCAUUUCCUGUAUCAGAAGCACAUGGUGAGAACAAUGGAUGGCGGCCAUUUUAACUCACAGACACUGUUUGGACUUUUCAACACGGUGCCAUCUCGCCAGUAUUUGGUGCACAGAGACAUCGUGCAGUGGUUUUGGACUAUACAGCAGGGGACACAUUAUAAAGUGAUUGUUUUUCAUUUAGCCUAUAUAUGUUCUGCAGAAUCUGCAUUAAACUGUAUUUUCCAAAGUACUGAACGGAUCUGGGUGAAUUUUGGAUAUGUGGUUCACCCAGAUCCCCCGGUUCCAAGGAUAUACUUUUAUGGGGUUAUUGCAUGUUUUGGGGUCCCUGUGUGUUUUAUGAAACUGUAUUAGUUCUGGCCAGCAGAUAAUUGAGCUUUGUGUAUUGUAGAAACUCAAUUAUCUAGCCUGGCCCAGAGGAAGAGUUUUGUGUUGCAUAAAUUGUGAGUUCUGUGUGCCAGUAAAUCAGUCUUGUUCCAGCAUUAAGCCUUGGCUCAUGUUUGGGGGAAGGGAUACCUACACUCUGGGGAUUGCUAUAAUCACUUACUCCCCAGAGGAAGCUCUUGCAAUAGUUUGAUUUGUUCCUGUUCCUGCUCUCUGGGGAAAGAGAGGUUCACCCACUGGAAGCUGGAUCCUGGCCUUGGGUCCAGGGUGGGUGGAAACAGCAGAGACCCCGGCGCAGUUGCAUCGCUGGAAGUGGGGUCUGCAGUGCUGAUGGUGUCGGUUGGAGUGCUUGGAGUCCUCAGCGAGCACUAGGAGCAUCGAUUGGCGGAGGUACUCAGUCGGAGUGCCAGCGUUCCGUCACAUUUGGUGGCAGCGGCGGGAUGGCGUCCUAGUGCGAGGACCAGCAGCUCAGAGACACCGGUAACGUGUGGAGUUACGGAUUUAUAAUUGAGGGCAACGCUAGCCUCUGCGCAGCGUCCCUACCUACAGCAACAUGGAGCUAGCAAGACCCUGGACAGCAGCCAGUGAAUUGCAAAUCCGCCUGUCACAGUGCUAUGAGGGUGCUGAUUUCAUGAAGGAAGUAAAGGCGCGGCUGGUCUGGUUUGGCCCAAACCCUUCAGAUGAGGUGGUCCAUCAAGUGAUGCGCAUGUUGAGUGCUGAGAACCAAGACGCACGGAACUUCGAGUACCAACUGUGGAGUUUGGGGGUAUUGACACCCCGUCUCCAGCGACAGAGUGAGUUACAGGGAGAGGAGAGCAGCGACCUCCCAUCCCAGCGGCAGUGCACCGUACAGAGGGAAGAGACAACCGGUCUCUCUCCCCAGCGGCGGCCUGAGUUCCAGGAGGAGGUGAUGGUAGAUCCCUCCCCCGUACAGCAACCAGCGUCCUGGGGAGGGGAGGCAACCGGCCUCCCUCUCCAACAGCAGCCGGAGGAGGGCGACCUCAUAGACUUGUCCUGGGGACACACAGAGAUGGCAAGCGGAGAUGGGACCGAAGUCUCUCUGCCGGCCCUACAGGGAUGCUGGGCAGUCAGCCUAGGUCCCCAGCGGCAGUAUAAUAUCCAGGGAGAGGAGACAACUGGUCUCUCUCCCCAGCGGCGGCCUGAGUUCCAGGAGGAGGUGAUGGUCAAUCCCUCCACCUUACAGCAACCAGCGUCCUGGGGAGUGGGGGCAACCAGCCUCCCCCUCCAACAGCAGCCAGAGAUACCGGGAGAGGGGGAAGACAAACCUAACCACACUGGCGCAGAUGGGACCGCGGUCUCUGUGCCAGUCCUACAGGGAGGCUGGACGGGCGGUCCAGAUCCCCAACCAACCCCGCAGGGAUGCCAGGAGGAGGAGGUAAGCGAAACUUCCCCUCCCCAGCUACAUCCCAACCGGGUCCUGGGGGCAGUGGAUGAGCCUGCGAUACCCACUGACCCCCUCCCAGCAGAAGAGCUGGCCUCUGGGCAGAGCUCUGUUAGCCUCUGCCCCCCCUUUUCCCCUGUAUCAGAGCCUGACUUACCACGGGUUACCCCAGUGGAAGAGCUGGCAGCAGGGCAGAGCGCCGCUGGCCUCUGCCCCCCAAGCAACACCAGCAGUUUGCCUAGCUGCACCAGGGAGACCGAGAGUGCUGCGCUGUCCCACUACAAACAUGAACCUACAGGCCAGUACCAUUUAUUGUGGGGGGGUUACUCUGCGUAUUUUUCUUUGUGGGUGGGCUGCCCGACUAAUCUAGGUACUGACCGGCAGAAGGUCAGGUACCUGUUUAGUCUUCCCCCCAAAGGGAAGAUGUGUGACGAAGUGCCCUUCGCCACUUGUGCCUGGAGAGGACUGCUUGCCCGCCUCUUGCCCUGUGACUAUGGCCCCUGGGAUGUAUUGCCCUUUAAAGACAUGAUUUGGGCAUAAUGGAUUUGUGUUGUGCUGCUGCUGGCCCUUUAAGAACCAUCUGGGGACAUACUGUGGAGUUACUGGGUGGCCACCAUUUCCUGUAUCAGAAGCACAUGGUGAGAACAAUGGAUGGCGGCCAUUUUAACUCACAGACACUGUUUGGACUUUUCAACACGGUGCCAUCUCGCCAGUAUUUGGUGCACAGAGACAUCGUGCAGUGGUUUUGGACUAUACAGCAGGGGACACAUUAUAAAGUGAUUGUUUUUCAUUUAGCCUGUAUAUGUUCUGCAGAAUCUGCAUUAAACUGUAUUUUCCAAAGUACUGAACGGAUCUGGGUGAAUUUUGGAUAUGUGGUUCACCCAGAUCCCCCGGUUCCAAGGAUAUACUUUUUAUGGGGUUAUUGCAUGUUUUGGGGUCCCUGUGUGUUUUAUGAAACUGUAUUAGUUCUGGCCAGCAGAUAAUUGAGCUUUGUGUAUUGUAGAAACUCAAUUAUCUAGCCUGGCCCAGAGGAGGAGUUUUGUGUUGCAUAAAUUGUGAGUUCUGUGUGCCAGUAAAUCAGUCUUGUUCCAGCAUUAAGCCUUGGCUCAUGUUUGGGGGAAGGGAUACCUACACUCUGGGGAUUGCUAUAAUCACUUACUCCCCAGAGGAAGCUCUUGCAAUAGCUUGAUUUGUUCCUGUUCCUGCUCUCUGGGGAAAGAGAGGUUCACCCACUGGAAGCUGGAUCCUGGCCUUGGGUCCAGGGUGGGUGGAAACAGCAGAGACCCCGGCGCAGUUGCAUCGCUGGAAGUGGGGUCUGCAGUGCUGAUGGUGUUGGUUGGAGUGCUUGGAGUCCUCAGCGAGCACUAGGAGCAUCGAUUGGCGGAGGUACUCAGUCGGAGUGCCAGCGUUCCGUCACAUACAUAUACAUAUACACACACACAAUGUAAAGUACAACCCAACACGCAGAGUGAAAUUCCACAGGUAAAUAAAUGAAGACAUAUAGAAAGUCCCUAAACCAAUCCUUAGAAUGGCAGGAUAAAGACUAAUAAUAAUUCAAGGAUAGUCAGAAAGAGCCAAGGUCAAGGGAAGCCAGAAAUACACUAAUACGAGAGACAAAAGCCGAGUCAGGGGAGGCAGAAAUACACAAGAACGAUAAACAUAAACAAAGUCGAGUCAAGGUAGCCAGAAAACAGAGUAGUCGAGAGCAUACCGGGUCAAUACAAAUCAGUACCAAAAGGGACAAAAUAAUGCACUAUAGGGACACUAUUAACACUAGGAGCCACAAGAGGGUACUGUACUUUGGGCAGACUGGGUAUACAGGGGAUGACACACACACAGACACACUAUAUAUAAAUAUUAAUAUAAUACACACACACAUAUAUAUAUAUACGUAUAUCUGUACACAUGUAUAAUACAUAAUACUCACCCACAAUUUAAGAGUAUUGAUUUAUUUUUUCAAUUAUAUGUUUGUCCUUUGUGCAAACCCAUGCACUUAGUGACCCAUAUGCUCAUACUCACUGACCCAUGCACACACACACACACUCACUGACCCUUCCUGUGCUGCUUUAGUCAUCCACUAGUCCAUUUCCCCUUACUACUGAUCCACUGUGUGCAGGGACUGGAAGGGGAGGGAGCCUUUAGGGGGAGUCAGUGCCCCUCAUUUAUUCAUUCCUUAAUGAUUCUUCCAGUUACCUUACGCUGACUUCUGAUCCAACUUCAGAUUUCUUCUAUCUCACAACAAACCCACCAUAGCCACUUUUUACUGCUUAUCCAAAAUCCACAGAGACAUCUAUAAUCCACUAUGCAGAACAAUUGUGCCUGGAAGACAUUGUUUAACUAAGUGAGCUAGUUAAUUUGUUGAGAAACUUCUGCAUCCCUUUGUAAAGAAACUGCCAUCAUUUUACAGGACAUGAAGCAAACUUUAUUUACCUCCAUAUACCAUGCUAGGAAACUUGGAUGUGGUAUUAUUAUGCAGUAAUGGACCCCAUAAGAAAGGCCUCCAAGUGUGUUCAUACUUUCUGGAUAAAUCAACAAUAUAUAACGACCAACAAAAACAUUUUAUUCUGGCUCUCUAGUUGUGUCUUAACACAUAACUAUUGCAUCUGUAAUGGGAAGCAUUAUUUACAAUCUAAGGGUAGUGCGAUGGGGACAGCAUGCGUGCCAAGCUGUGCUAACCUCUUUUUAGGGUGGUGAGAACUAACGAAUGCAAAUUCUUGGUGCCAGAUGCACAUCAUAAAGUGGUACAGAUAUACUGAUUACUUUCUACUUGUCUGACACUCCAAAGAACUUCAAAUAUUACUCUGAUACAGUGAGGGCUGGCAAGGGAGCUACUGUCCCCAGGCCACUAGCAUACAAGGUGUGUGUGUGGCAGUCACACAGCAGCAUGGCUCUUCUAUUUAAAAUAAGUUUUGAGAUGCCUGUUAACAAAAUACUUAGUGAGGCAGAAGUGCAUGUGCUAGCCUCGCACUAUGUGGGAUUAUGGUCUAGUUGGUAACAAUAUGAGCUCAAUGCCUAGAUUCACCCAAUGACAUCUUCACGCCUUCUAACAUUGGUAGAUAUGCAAUCAGGACCAGGAUUGGGAGAGCUUGAACGGGCGUGACAGAAACACCAUUGACGUCUUGUCUGGAAAGAGGGCAGGGCCAUCUAGAGAAGGAGAAUCUCUGCCUGGCAUGAAUGCACGUCAGGCUGGCAGCCGCUCUGGCCUGACUAUCUUAGGGAAGACUAUGCAGUGAGCACUGCUGAAGCUAGUUCUGUAUGGUCCUAGUGCCCUUAGAACAGAAUGAGCCCACCUAAGCUGGGAACAGUUUCCUUGUGACCCCCCUGAUACAAGGGACAAGUAAACCAACCCAGGAUUGCUUAAAGUAACACUAUAGUAUUUGGAAUAUAAACACGUAUUCCUAACGCUAUAGAGUUCAUCUACCUAUAGCUGACCAGAUUUAAAGCGGCACUGUCAUGCCAAACUUACCUUUCUCUUCUUGUUUCCCCUUCUCUCCCUCUCUCAGAAUCUGUUCUUAUUUUCUUUAUUUCUGAUCUAGUAGUUUUCUUUAAAACAUAAGAUAAAGAAGGGACUACGCUUGACUUUCUUUGACCAAAGGAGGAGCUUAAGUCAGCUCCAUUUCCUGUGUCAACUAGUAGGUUGACUACUUUCUUUGACACAGAAAAAGGAGCUAGCAAAGACAAAAAGGAUUGGGGGCACAUACGAAACAUGCAUUCUGCAGGAAUGGUGCUGCCGUAGUGACCAAUAUUCAUACAUAAUACUAAUUAAGUUACGGCACACACACAAUUUAUCUUCCACAUUUGGAAUUAGUGUAGGACCCACCGAUAUGGGGGUACUGUAAAGCAGUGGUGGGCCUAAUACGAUAUGGCCAUAUGGUGAAACUGAAUCCCCAUAUUUAUUUUCUUAGAUGGGUGAUUUUAAGUAGCCUGAUAAGAUUAUAAGUGUGUUUUAUGUGUGCGCCAUAACUUAAUUUGUAACAUGAAAUGGAGCUGACAGAAGCUCCUCCUUGGGCCAAAGAAAGUCAAGCGUAGGAAAAAUACAUAAGACAAAGUAGUCCAUCUUAUGUUUUAAAGAAAACUAGAUCAAAAAUAAUGAAAAGAAGAACAGUUUCUGAGAGAGGAAGCGAAGAGAAAACAAUAGGAGAAAGGCAAAUUCGUCAUGACAGUGCCACUUUAAGGUUAGUUUACUUACAUCCUGCGGCACACCGGUCUCCGUGCCAAAGUUCCACCUUGUUGUAUGAGAUCAUUAAUCUUUAUGAUCUCAGCCAAUCUAAUGUUUUCCCAUGAGAAAGCAUUUGGAGCUAGUGUGCAUGUGCAGCAAAACACAGUGUUGCAGUAGUCAAAUGGCCUCUAUGAAACCAUCUAAUGGAAAAAUAGUUUUACUCUGCUAUUUAGGCAGAAGAGUCUCUAGUAAUUAUCAAUGUAAAAGCCUGCAAUGGGUUAAAAUGACAGGGCAUGGUACCUAGACCAAUCCAUUGAGAUGAAGUGGUCUGGGUGUCUAUUGCGUUCCUUUGUCAGGAGCCUGAAAUCGUGAUGGUUUUACCAGAUCCAAGACAGUCAGGGAUAUGCAUUUUUCCUGGGAUCCAUAUUUUUCACAUGCUAUAAAAAGGUUUAUCUAUAUACUUUCCCCUCAGGCCUAAGGAUGCCUGCUCUCCUCUGGGUACGGCAUUACCAAAUGGUUGCCUUUCCCUGAUCUAGUGUUUGGCUAGCAAAUGUAUAGCCACACGUACAUCUCCAGCAGCUGUAGAACAUCAAUUCCCAUGAUGCUUUUUCAACUCUAAUCCUACCCUUGUUGAUAAACCUUUUGGAUAGUUCUGGACUACAACAGGCCUACUACAGCUUUUGGCUUGCUAAUUAUCACAGUAUUUAUCACUACCACAAAUGUAAAGUGUGAUCUGCACUGAAUAAAGGACCACUAUAGUGCCAGGAAAACAUACUCGUUUUCCUGGCACUAUAGUGCCCUGAGGGUGCCCCCACCCUCAGGGACCCCAUCCCGCCCGGCUCUGGAAGGGGGAAAGGGGUAAUAACUUACCUUUUUCCAGCGCUGGGCGGAGAGCUCUCCUCCUCCUCUCCGCCUCCGAUCCGCCCCGCCGGCUGAAUGCGCACACGCGCGGCAAGAGCUACGCGCGCAUUCAGCCGGUCUCAUAGGAAAGCAUUUACAAUGCUUUCCUAUGGACGCUGGCGUGCUCUCACUGUGAUUUUCACAGUGAGAAGCACGCAAGCGCCUCUAGUGGCUGUCAAUGAGACAGCUACUAGAGGAUUAGGGGGAAGGCUUAACCCAUUCAUAAUUAUAGCAGUUUCUCUGAAACUGCUAUAAUUAUGAAAAAAUGGGUUAACCCUAGCUGGACCUGGCACCCAGACCACUUCAUUAAGCUGAAGUGGUCUGGGUGCCUAGAGUGGUCCUAUAAGUUAACCCGCUCUCACACUGUGUUUCGCUGGAUAGCUGUUAACUAGUUAGGUACACAGGGAAGCCACUAUUAGAGGUGUAAUGAGAAGGGUAAAUAAUAAUGGGGGGGCGGAGCCUGGCUGGGGAGCUGAUCAGACGCGUGCAGCAAGAGCUCUCGUCUGAAAUCCUACUUUACUCGAAAUAACCCCAGUUCUCAUGCUGCAAAAGUGUUUGAAAUUGCAUCACCCAGGUAGGGGCUGCAAAGGGGAACAUACAGAAGUCACUCUUGAAACUCUAAGCCGACAGGAAUGCGGGCUGCAUCGAUGGGGCCUACCGCAAUGACGACUAGCCUGAAUAGCGGCCUGGAUGGAGGUGAGGGCAUGGGUGAGGCGGCCGAUCGCCCGGCCCGAAACCCCCUGAAAGCAAACUCAGACACUGCGGAGGUCCACCCACGAGCCUUCUCCCCCCCCCCCUGCCGGUGGGGGAUAUCCCGGCACCAGCAGCAUACCCACCGCUGACACUCACAUCCCAAAGACUGCAAACACCACGAGUCCCUAACUCCAAAAUGGCGGAUACCACACGCCAGUCAGCAAACAUGGAGACAAGCGGAAAAUCGCCAAACGACACCCUGACUAAGCUAGAUGCAAUUUUUGCUGCCUUCUGGACCAGGAUUGCAGAGAGGGCACUGAACACGGCUAAAGCUAAUCGUACCACUCUUGCACCCACACCACCCGCACUCCCGGGCACCAAGAGGGGACGCAGAAUGAUAGCUGCCAGAGACCCCCCAAAGAGACACCGAAAACAGGUCCGGUGGCACAAGCAGAAACGUAGAGCCUUCACCAUGACAAACACACACCCCCAAUGUAAGCUGCAACAACCCCACAGCGGACUAGAGGCGCCAUGCCCACCAGGACAACGCCGAUCGAAUGCUAAAUCGCGACUUUACCACCCAGAUACCUGGCACCUAGUCAUAUCUACACCUCUGAAGUCUCAGGAGACAGGGGCUCCCGGAGACUGCAUCUGGCGACCGGAAGGGAUCGGAUGAACACAGACUGGAGACCGGAGCCUGCCAGGCAUGUCUCGUUACAGCAGGACUUUCACAGUAUGCCUUAUAUCGCAGGAACUGAUCUCUGACCGUUAGUUCAGCAUCGAGUAACAGAUGUUCUUCCAAUGUCUUUAUUUUACCUUUACCUCUUGCAGUUACUAAUGUGGUGCCUACCUUGUCUCCACUCUAAAAGCACAUGCAAUAUUUUAUUAGCCAGUCCUCACUAAAGGGGCACCUUAAGCUUGUCCAAACUGAUGGUGAAGCUGCUGGUAUUUCCCUGUAGUCGACAAUGUAAUCUCACCCUAAUCAUAACAGCUGUCUAGUUUAUCGAUGCAGUGUUCAAUAUUUAGAAGCCUUAGCGCAACUAACCUUGUUUUAUAUAUAUAUGUUUAGUCUAGCAUGCUAAUAUAUAAACCACUGAUGUUUAAAAGCCCGUUAACCUCAUGUUAUUUAAAAAAUUUGUGCCAUUUUAACUGCCACACUUUGAAAUGUAAUGAAAAAUGCCUGCAGAUGCUAUCGUGGCUAUGCUCGCUUGUUGUUACUUUUUGCACAAACAAAAAUAAAGAAUAAAAAAAAAUAAAAAAAUAAAAAAUAAUAAUGGGACUGUGAAUGUAUUUUGCAGGACUGUCCUGGAUGGAUUUAUAUAACCGCAGCCAGUGUCAGCCUCGUUUGGUUCUUCGCAGUCUCCUAGUGGAAUUCCCACAGUUUUCCGACUCCCUCUUUCUGCCGCCAUGUGUGUCUGUCAUGCGUUGCAGUGGGUGCUGUCUGGAUGAAGGCCUAAGCUGUGUCCCUACACACACGCACAACAUCACUAUGCAGGUAAAAAGCAAUAGCAAUAUAAUAUGACCUUAUAGAAAUUCUAUAUAAUAGGAGCCACCGUUUAGAAAUCUCUACGUGUAUUAUUAUUAUUUAUUCCGAAAGCACAAUCAAAAUGGCCAAAUUGCAUUUUCUCCUUCCUUUAACUAUUUGCCUCUCAAUUGACUUAGAUUGUGAGCUCUGUGGCCAAUAUAUCCAUAAGUCACUGUAUAUAUUGACCCAGCUUUAAUACUGUCUACGUAUAUACAUGUUAGCAAUAUAUAAGGGUAAUCUUAAGGUUUGGUAUCACAGUACAGGCUUUUCCCAUCUCUUUUAGAAACAAAUUCGAAUUUAUAUGUUAUAAUUCAUUAUAUUUUUCAGGUCAUUAAAACGAAGUUGCUCCAAUCAGAGCUAACAGAGAUUGGGAUUACCCAGCACACACGCUGUGAAUGCAGGUAGGGGAUAAUAAACAUGGGAUGUGUUAUAGCAUAUUUUAUUGAGUAAGUUUGUCCAGGAGGAUGGAUGCCUACUUUGAAUUUCCUACGAUCACUAGCCUGUGCUAGAUUUUAUACUAGUUGUGUCUAACCUCUGGUACUGCAGCUCUUGUGGGCCCCAUUUCUCAGCAUCAUGAAUAUCGGGAAGGUCUCUUUCGGAGGGGUGAAAGGCACGGAAGAAUGCUGCUUUUAAACCACUUGACAAAUAAAGAUUGGAUUUUCACCUUUACCAUAGCUGUGUCCAUAGUGGUACAUUCUGAAGCCAUACAUGUGUUCUUUCCAAUUUGGAGGAAUCUGACACUAUUUUAUGUUAUUAUGGACAUAUUAGCAUGUAAGUAAAGUGUGGCAUUUUACACUGCAUUUUUGCACAGUACUGCAGCACUUUAUUGUACAUUUGGAAGUGUUAGUUGCAAUGCUGCACAUUAGUUUUAUAUAUAUAUAUAAAAGUAGCAUUAAAAGGCACAGUGCACCUUAUUUUUGUUUUUAUUAUACUAUGUUACAUCAUUAUUUUAAUAAUGAUAAACCCACCGAAAUAUGAAUGUAGAAAACGUGCCUAUCGCCAGAUUGCUCCUAUGAUAGCAUUAGCUAGAAUCCCCAUUACAGGUGAUGUGAUCUGUAUGUGUUCAGAAUAUUUAACUGUUGAUAUCCAAAUAAAUAUGGCGUUGAUUGGGUCAUGUGAAGAAUUUCUUUGGAAUGUAUUUUCUAGACCAGGGGUAGGCAAUCUUCGGCACACCAGAUGUUGUGAACUACAUCUCCCAUAAUGCUCUUACCGCCAAUGAUGAUGGCAAAGCAUCACAGAGGAUGUAGUCCACAACAUCUAAAGUGCGGAUAGUUGCCUACACCUGCUCUAGACAAUGGAUGUCAGGCAUGAGUGCGCAUGUAUUUAUUGAGUAACCAUGUAUAAUGUAUUCUGCAACAUAUGUGUAACAACUACUCAGGAUAUAUAAAGGCAGUGAGUUUUCCCUCACUAAGUUUGGUGCUUUAUAUAAUGUUUUUCCAUAAGUGACGUUCUUGAUUUUUUUUUUUUUCAUUUUGCAGGCCAAAGGAAGGUGUCUUGUUGAAGGCUAACAGGUGAACACAUGACAGGAUGGAUCUAGGCUAUAUUAUAAACCUAUUUACUUCUAUUUAAUUUCUCACUCUUCCAAUUUGUCCAUUUCUCCUCUCCAAAUCUCCCUCCUAUCCAUCUGUUAUUUCCACUUGAAAUAGACUGUCUGGACAAGGUGAGAAAAAAAUGAAAAAAAGGAGACGUAAGGGGAAAAAGGGAAGAGAAGCCAACAAAAAAAGGUCAGUGACACCUUGUAUGGGUUUGUCCAGAGAGGAUUUGAAGCAAAUCUAGUACUAGCAUUUGACGCAACUCUGAGUAUUCCACUAAUAAAGAACCUGUAUAAAUUACUCAUAGUAACCAAGUUGGAAUUUCACUAAAAUUCCAAGACAAUCCAAAGAUAUAAUAAGACAAAGAAGGGAUUACUGUGUCUUUGUACAGGCCUGAGGUUGGGCUUUGCUGUUAACUUUUGUCAAAGUCAUCGCAAGCAGCAGCUGUGGGAUUCAGGCAUUGUCUUGAUCAUCACGUGCUCUGUGGAUGUUCCUGUGGUCUAGUGGCAUAGUCUACUGAUCUCAGUGUUGUACUCUCACGCAUGCAUGAAAGUACAGUGGUGACACAGUGCCUGGCAGAUGAAGAGCCAGGAACUGAUAGGAUCCUUUGGGAGAAGAUGGCAUUGGCUGCAAGGGAGAACUUCAAGCAUAACUAAUUUCCACUGGACCUCCUGGCCUACAUCAAAAAAGAUCUCUAGAGCUCUGGGUGGGAAAUCUUUAAUUAAAGGGACAUUAUAGUCACCAGAGCCACUACAGCUUAAUGUAGUAGUUCUGGUGCCAUUUUUUCCCCCUGCAGGCUUUUUAAUAUAAACACUGCCUUUUCAGAGAAAAGGUCGUGUUUACUUUGCUUGCUAGUUACACUUCUAGUGGCAAAUACUCAGACAGCCACUACAGAUGCUUCCUGGGUCAGUGCAGAACAGUGUGCAUCACUGGCUUUCAGCAUCCCUAUGUUCCCUACAGAGAUGAAUUGAUUCAAAAGAUGAGAAAAUGCUGGUUGGUGCAGCAUUUCCCCAGUCAUAUGCAAUAGCCUCCCAUGUUUUCCUAUGGGAAAGCAUUGGUUUGGCUGAGACCAUAAAGUUUGCUUAUCUCAGCCAUGGAAGCAUACCAGCUGUGGCAAAACCGUUGCGGUGCGAGAGAAAAAGUGAGAAAAAACAUAGUUUCAAAGCAAUGGAAGGUUUGCCGGGGUCUUUAAUAGUUAUUUGAACACUAUAUUGUCAGGAAUGCAUGUUUGUGUUCCUGACACUAUAUUGAUCCUUGAGGUCUGCAAGGUUAUGCCUGAAAAAGGGUUGGAUUAAAUUUUGCAUCACUUCUAAAGGACAGUGUGACUGUGAUAUUAUCUUUGUAUCUCUUCUUAGAGCUCAGUGUGCACCUUGUGGCCAGCGUAGGACACUGAACCCUAAAACUUGCAAAUGCGUCUGUGAUUGGAGUGAGGAGAAGUGUCAUAAAAAGGCACAGAAAUUUAACAAAGAGAAAUGCAGGUAAGAUACACUCUGAACGAAAAUUUGGAGAACAAUCCUUUGUGAUGGAUAAUAUCACCUGGAUAACUGAGGCCACAGUUAAAGUACAUGCAGUCCAAAUACAUAAAAUGUAAACAAACACCACAAUCUAAUCAGAGAGCUGAUGGCAUGAGGUUUCACCUCUACUUAAACUUCCAAAUGUAAGCAUCGUUAGACGCACAUAAACUUCCAAGAUAAAUGAAAAUGCAGUACUGGUUAGUCACGCCCAAGGCAAAUGCCAAGUUUGUCUUGGGCUAAAUACAUCAGUGGCCUAAAGGGGUAUCAGCUAAAUCAGUUGUGUGGGGUUGUUGUAUCUUGGUUCAUGCAGAGGGAGCCAGCCUGCAUUUUGGAUCUGAACUGCCCUUUUUAUGUGAGAUCAGCCUGAUAUGCAAAUGGUUUAGGUUCCCUCUGUAAUGGUGCAAGAUGAGCUAAAACGAGCUUGAGAUCUGAGGAGGAAUGGAGGGCAAACUAGCUGUUGUUUGUUAGUAUUCUCUUGUACUCUGUUUUAGUUGGAAUGUGAAACUUGUUCCUUGCUGUCCAUUUUGAUGGUACAGAUUUUUUGUGUAUUGUGUCAUCGAAAUUUCUAUAGAUCACUCACUCUGUGUCUCAUUUCUCUGCAGGUGUGAGACAAUCACUAGUUGACAGUCACCUUGGUAAUAAAAUGACACGUUUCACUACAAUGGUAAAUACAAGACCUUGUGCCACUGAUCAAUUCAAAGAAGGACAGAGGGGAGAGUCCACCAUUGAUUCCUGUGUGGAGAUACCAAGAAGGUGACUGUGGAAUAACAGCUGAACAUUCGAUACAGUGACGUCAGUCAAGGAGAGAUUAAACAUGGCUACCUCAGCUUCAUGAUAUAUUUAAAGUCAUGACGAUGGCUUAAGUGGUUCAAGGAAACCAUGACAAACAAAAUGAGCAUAACCGAGACAAGUUACUAGCAAAUUGCAUAUUAUUUUUAUUUUUUAAAUGGCUGCUGGAAUUUAUAUCUCACGUUACAAACAAGCCCUAUCAGCUUCUACUUCCUACCCAAAUAUUACAGAGGGUUAUAUUACCAAGUGUUCUAACUGAAAGGGUUGCUUUGAAAAGGAGCAAGGGUUAAUGGGGGUUAUUGCUACUUUUGUUAACCCCUCUUGGCUACUUUUAUCAGUACAUGGAUAACCCUAGACAACAUGUUUACUCCUCUCUGGCACGGGAAAUGGGUAAUCACUGAGUUUUUGUCACCUAUAACUAAAUUUUUAUGGAUACUUUAGAUCCCAAACUUUCAAGCUUUUUGGAUUUGUUUGUGUGUCUAUUGUGCAACCUAUUAAAACAUUUCUCAGUCUGA